ACCCGUUCAAUUCGCAUUCGACCGACGUCUUGGUUUAAAGAAUCACGGGGACAAGACUUUUGACGAUGACUUGAUUUCUGCCGACUGAUUGGACUGAGCCGCGGUUACCAGCAGAAUACUGCGCGUAUUGCGGGGCGAAAAAGAGAUAAGUGCGAGUGAUUUGCCCGUCGUUGUGCGUCGAGAGUUUGUUCGUUAAAUCUCGGCGAGUGACAAACGCGACGUUUUGAAAAAAAGAAAGAGAUAAAUACGAAGAUCUCUGUAGAUUCUUCUAGAUUAUAGUUAGCAGUUCAUUAAGCCACGAUUCUGCCGUUCGAACGACUCGUGACUUUGUCGGAUUUUCCAAGAUGAAGCGACAACAGUCACAAGAACAGCAAAAGCUACAGCAGCAACAAAUCAUGCAGGAACAACAACAGCAACAAUACAUCCAGCAACGGACAGAAAGACAAAUUACGCGGCAACAGAUUACCAGUCAGCAGAGAGUUCAAGGGGAGAUCGUAACGCAAACGAUGCCAACGGUACCAGUAUUUACCGGUAAACCUGGCGAUCCAUCACCGCCAAUUUUCGAGCGAAUCUUUAAAAAUGCGAGAUUCGCGCAGGGUGGCAACGCGAUCUUCGAAGGCUGCGUCCGAGGUAAUCCAAAACCAACGGUUUCUUGGACGCAUAAAGGAAUACCGUUGCUAGAAUCACGAAAGAUUCGUAUGUCCUAUGACGAAUAUACUGGAAUUGUCACCCUCCAAAUUAAUCAGAUUGGUCCAGGGGACGAGGGCGAGUACACGUGUAGUGCAAAGAAUCAAUAUGGCGAAGCAAUUUGCUCAGUUUACAUACAACCAGAAGGAUUCGGUCCUCCAGCGCAACAGCUGGCGGAUAGUUAUAAAAAGGAAUUUACGCAAAGCACUCAGCUGAGCGAGCAGAAAAUGCAAACCGGCAGUCAAGUCUUCCAACAACGCAGUUAUCAACAAACAAUGGAUAAACGAAGUUACGUCAAUGGCACAACUACGAGCAUCGAAGAUUUUAAGGUUGAUACCUUCGAAUACAGAUUAUUGCGCGAAUCGGAGUUUCGCGAAUCGAUUACUCGCCGUUUUGUGGGUGAAAUUGAUUUGCAAAUUUCUACGACAGUUGAUCGUACCUUAGGACCAGUUGCCCCUCCGCAAAUCACUCAGAAACCGAGAAAUUCAAAACUCAUCGAAGGAUCGGAUGCUGUCUUCACUGCAAAAAUAACCGGCAAUCCUAAACCGAGAUUAACAUGGUUCAAGAACGGCCAGAGAAUCCGAGAUUCCCAACGCGUGGAGACGAGUUAUUCGAAUCAACAGGCUACCUUACGCAUCCGAGUCGCCCUGCCGGAAGAUAGCGGUCAUUAUACAUUACUGUCUGAAAAUCCUCAAGGUUGCACCGUUAGCUCCGCUUACCUGGCAAUUGAAUCCAGCGAUCAAGUAGAUCAAGUUCCCUAUCAAGCGCAUCAAAGAGAAUUUAUUAAGACUCAACAAGUGGAAUCGACCGAAUCUAUUGAUUCUAGCAAGGUUCUGCCACCGAAUUUUGUUCGCACCAUCACGGACAGAGAAGCUACCGAAGGCAAGAUGACGCGAUUUGACUGUCGCGUAACUGGUCGUCCGUAUCCCGAAGUCACUUGGUAUAUAAAUGGUCAACAAGUCGUCAAUGACAUGACUCAUAAAAUCCUUGUAAAUGAAUCCGGUAACAAUUCAUUGAUGAUUACGAAUGUGAGUCGUACCGAUGCCGGAAUAGUAACAUGCAUUGCUCGGAAUAAAGCUGGCGAAACUUCCUGUCAAUGCAAUUUGAAUGUUAUCGAGAAGGAGCAGGUAAUCGCCCCGAAAUUUGUCGAACGUUUCGUUACGACAAGCGUGAAGGAAGGAGAACCCGUUGUCUUUAUGGCACGCGCAGUCGGCACGCCGAUUCCACGCAUCACGUGGCAAAAGGACGGCGUACCGAUAACGCCUAGCCCCGAAAUUCGUCUAUCGAGCGAUGGCAGCGGAACCUCGACCUUGGAUAUUCCAUGCGCCAAGUUCUCCGAUGCAGCCUGGUACCAAUGCACCGCUCAAAACAUAGCCGGUUCCACCGCGACACGAGCGCGGCUCUUCGUCGAGACGCCAAAAGGAACGGCCCCGGAACCAAGACGCCUGAACUUACCCCGACCAACGAAAGUCAUCGAACCAGAACCAGCGCCUGGCCCCGAAGUGAUUUAUUUAAGACACGUGGAACGUGCCAAGCCUUACUUGCCACCUCCUGAAGAAGAUAAAAUUUAUCCGCCGCCACGUUUCAUUAUACCCUUAAAGGAUGUUCAUCAAAUCGAAGGUGGACGAAUUCACUUCGAGGCCAGAAUCGAACCGGUGGGCGAUCCCACGAUGAGGGUGGAGUGGUAUGUCAAUGGCAAAGCACUCGAUGCGAGUUCCCGGGCGACUUCCAUCUUCCGAUUCGGUUUUAUCUCACUCGAUCUCAUUAGCAUCGUUCUUCAAGAUAGCGGCGAAUAUUUGUGCCGUGUCGUGAGCUCUACCGGAGUCGCCGAUUCUCGAGCCACCCUCAGCGUAACCCCACGCGCAACAAUUGAACAAGCGAGCCAAUACCCCGACAGUCUCCAGUACAUCCAGCAGCUCGAGGAUUACAGCAAGUACCAAAGGCAGGAGAGCGUGGAGGAGACCUCUUCACAGCGGCCGGUUUUCAUCCGCCCGCUCCAGGAUCUUGGUGAGCUACAGGAAGGUCGAAACGCCCAUUUCGAGGCGCAAUUGACGCCUGUUAGCGACCCCACCAUGAAAGUGGAGUGGUACAAGGAUGGAAAACCAAUCACAGCCAGUUCGAGAAUCACUAGCAUCUUCAACUUCGGUUACGUCUCACUCAAUAUAAUGCACCUACGGGCUGAAGAUGCAGGUUCUUAUACCGUUAGAGCUGUGAACCGCUUGGGAGAGGCCAUCGGCUCCGCGUCUCUCCGUGUCUUUGCGCGAACAAGCGUAACAACAGACUUGGGUAUCCCCGAGCAACUGAGAUACAUCGAGGCUGCCGAGGAAUUGGAAGCGUAUCAACAGGCGAUGCAUCAAAAAUAUGUGCAGGAACAGCCUGAACCGAGCAGCCCACCGGAAUUUAAAUCGCCUAUUAAAGAUCAGAGCAGCAUACGAGAAGGCGGAUUUGCUCAUUUUGAAGCGCGCCUCGAACCAGUCGGUGACGCCGAUCUUCGUGUCGAGUGGCUCAAGGAUGGACGACCUGUAGAAGCUAGUUCUCGAAUUACAACCUUCUUCAAUUUCGGUUACGUGGCGCUGACUAUAAAAUAUGUAACGAUACACGAUGUCGGCGUAUACACUUGCCGAGCUUACAACAGGGCUGGCGAGGCUCAUACUACCGCUCAAUUAAGCGUAAUUAGUAAGAAUGAUAUUAUUUACGAUAGCCAGCAUCCUACCGGUCUUCAAAAAAUUCAAUCUCUCGAGGAUUCGAGCAGAUACUCGCGACAGAUUCAGGAAGAAACGCAGAUUACGCAGACACCACGAUUCUUAGGCACUCUUAAAGGCACGAAUAAGAUCGUGGAGGGUCAACGAGCGCACUUUGAGGCGCGCGUGGAACCUCAAAGCGAUCUAAGCAUGAAGAUCGAGUGGUAUCACAACGGCAAACCUAUCACUGCUGCUAAUAGAAUUCAGACGUAUCACGAUUUUGGAUACGUCGCCAUUGACAUUCUUCAGGUUCGAUCCGAAGACGCUGGCACGUAUACCGUUGUGGCUAGAAACUCUAGCGGAGAAGCUCGUUUAUCUGCCACCAUGACCGUAGAAACGCGUUCUAGCAUAGAUACUAGCAGCAUGCAUCGCGGCACCUAUGAGAAGACUCAACGCUUAGAAGAAUCCAAGUUCAUCGAGCCGCAUUAUCAUAUCGAAGAAAUCUCCAAAUCAAAACCGAUAUUUAUCCAACCGUUGAGUGAUCCUAAACCGGUUAGCGAGGGCAAGAAUAUUCAUUUGGAGUGUCGUUUGGAACCGAUGGGCGAUCCAACGAUGAGAGUCGAAUGGUUCCAAAACGGACGGCCGGUCACGGUUGGCUCCAGAUUCAGGACUUAUUACGAUUUCGGAUUCGUCGCCCUCGACAUAGUGCACGCCACUGUUUACGAUUCCGGCGAAUAUACUGUCAGAGCUACCAAUCAUCUGGGUACCGCGCAUACCUCUGCUUGCGUGAGGGUCAUCGGAAGAUCUGAUGUUGUCACCGAAACGCAGAACGAACAAUCUCUCGAACAGAUACAAAUGUUGGAGGAUUCAUCGAGAUAUCGCAAAACUCAACAAGAAGAAGUUACUGUGAUGCAAGCACCUCAGUUUACUCGACCUUUGCACAACAUCGAAACAGUAGAACUGACCAAUGUUCAUCUCGAAUGUCGUCUACAGCCGGUCGGUGACGUGACCAUGAAAGUCGAGUGGUUCGUCAACGGUCGACCGGUUAAAACUGGCCAUCGAUUUAGACCAUCUUACGAAUUUGAUUACGUGGCUUUAGAUAUUCUCGGCGUUUAUCCUGAAGAUUCUGGCGUAUACACUUGCCAGGCUAGAAAUCAGCUCGGCGAAGCAGUUACUUCGUGUUCCGUAAGAGUACACGCAAAGAAGGAUUUACUUUUGGAAUCUCAACAUCCCGAGGGAUUGGAAAGGAUACAAUAUUUGGAGGAUGCUUCGCGAUAUAAGAGACACGAACUCGUCGACGAGGUUGUAAAUGUGAAGCCGAAAUUUAUUACGAAACCGAAGAACCAGGAAAAUCUUCGAGAAGGGCAUCACGCUCAUUUCGAGUGUAAAUUGGAGCCGGUAACGGAUUCGAAUUUAAAGGUCGAAUGGUUCAAGAAUGGCCGUCCAGUAACGAUAGGACAUCGUUUCCGUCCGAUUCAUGACUUUGGUUACGUUGCAUUGGACGUAAUUGAUCUGAUUGCUGAGGAUUCUGGAACUUACACGUGUCGUGCCGUUAAUCUGGUAGGCAGCGACGAAGUAAGCUGCAUCUUAACAUGUCGCUCGGGCGCACAAAUCUUGACGGACACGCAAAAUGAGCUUGGACUUGAACAGAUUCAUUAUCUCGAAGAUAGAUCCAAAUAUCAAAGACAAGAGGUUAUUGAAGAAACCACUACUCAGGCGCCCAUUUUCACGACUUCGUUAAACAAUGUCGAGAUAAAAGAAGGUCAACGAGCGCAUUUCGAGUGCAGAUUAAUUCCAGUGUCCGAUACAACGAUGAAAAUUGAAUGGUUCCACAAUAAUAAACCGGUGAAAGCGGGCUCGAGAUUUAUCGAAACGAACAGCUUUGGUUUCGUCGCUCUCGAUAUUAUGUAUGCAUAUCCCGAAGAUUCUGGAACAUAUACUUGCAGAGCUAAGAAUAUUAUUGGCGAAGCUAUCACUUCUGCAACUGCUAUCGUUCACUCCAAAAAGUCAAUCUAUACAGAGACUCAAAAUGAGGAAACACUUCAACGUCUUCGCACUUUGGAGGACACGUCUCGUCAUCAACGCAAAACAACAACCGAGGAAAUUAUUACGCAAGCUCCUGUCUUCACGUUACCGAUAAAAGAUCUCCGUGUUGCUGAAAAUCAGGCAGCGCAUUUCGAAGCACGUGUCAUCCCGGUUGGAGAUCCCAAACUCAAAGUGGAGUGGCUGCGUAAUGGAGUUCCUAUUUCAGCCUCAAAUCGUGUAACGACUAUGCAUGACUUUGGAUACGUUGCCUUAAACAUGAAAUACGUCAAUCCCGAAGAUUCAGGCACUUAUACGUGUCGUGCGACAAACGAGCUCGGGGAAGCGGUUACUUCAGCAACACUAUUUGUUCAAUCCAAGGCAGCCUUGCAGUUUGAAUCACAACACGAAAGCGCUUUAUCGAAACUCCAAGCCUUGGAAGAUACCUCGAAAUAUCAACGUCGAGAAGAAGAAGAGAUCAUAGUAAAAGAAAAGCCGUCCUUUACGGUCCAGUUGAAUGGACCUACCAGUCUAGUCGAAGGUCAAAGCGCACACUAUGAGUGUCGCAUAGAACCUUAUCCUGAUCCCAACAUGAAGGUGGAGUGGUUCCAUAAUGGUAAACCAUUAUCCACCGGUCACAGGUAUAGAACUACCUGCGACUUUGGAUUUGCAUCGUUGGAUGUGUUGACCGUAUAUGCCGAGGAUUCGGGCACGUAUACUUGCCAGGCCACCAAUAAAUUGGGAUCGGCAAGAAGUUCGAUUAAUCUCGACGUGAAAUCUCGAGCAUCGAUUAUUCGCGACACACAGCAUGAGACCGCAUUGAAGAAGAUACAAUAUCUUGAGGACGAUUCGAGAUAUAAGCGCAUAAUCGAAGAAGAUACAAUUAUCGCCGAGAAGCCUGCUUUCGGACGACCUUUGAAAAAUAUUGAACAUUUACCGGAAGGCAAAAACGCUCAUCUCGAAGCUACAUUGACUCCCGUAAAUGAUCCAACGAUGGUCGUUGAAUGGUUCAGAGACGGACGUCCGAUUCCUCAGGGACAUAAAUUUAAAACGACCUACGACUUUGGAUAUGUCGCUCUCGAUAUUCUUUACGCUUAUCCCGAAGACUCGGGUACUUACAUGUGUAAAGCGAGGAAUGCGGUCGGCGAGGCUGUUACUACGUGUGUGAUCAGCGUAGAUUCAAAACAAGGCUUAUAUCUUGACACGUUGGAUGUUCAACGUUUGCAAAAGAUUCGAGAGUUGGAAAGUGUCGAAAUCAAAGAAGAAGUUGAAAAAGAGGUUAUUCAUCAAAAACCUGUCUUCUUAACACCGCUAAACAAUCUGGAUCAUCUCAAGGAAGGCGAGCACGCUCAUUUGGAAUGUCGCGUGGAGCCAAUUAACGAUCCGAAUUUGAAAAUUGAAUGGUUCGUCAAUGGAGUCGCAAUUAAAACUGGUCAUCGCUUCCGCACUACACACGAUUUUGGUUACGUGGCUCUCGAUAUUUUGUAUAUCUAUCCCGAAGAUUCCGGUACUUAUAUGUGCAAAGCAACCAAUUUGGCCGGCGAAGCCGUUAAUACCUGUACUAUUAAAGUCAGCUCACGACGAAGUAUUCUUCUGGACACUCAACAUCCGGAUGGUUUAGAAAAGAUUCGAGAAUUAGAAGCCCAGGGUCAUCCCGCACGAUUGGAAAUUGAGGAACCGCCCGUGACACCGCCGAGAUUUGUCACCGAACUUAGAGGCACGACUGAAGUAUACGAAGGGCAAACCGCUCAUUUCGAAUGCCAAGUGGAACCUCUGCACGACGCUAAUCUGAGAAUUGAAUUCUUCCACAAUGGCAAACCUUUACCAUCAGCGGCGCGUUUCCACGUGACCUUCGAUUUCGGAUACGUGGCAUUAGAUAUCGGUCACGCCGUACCCGAAGACGCAGGGCAAUACUCUGUUCGUGCGAUCAACGCGCUAGGACAAUGCGUAUCGUCCAUCGAGCUCAAGGUAAUCCCACGAGACAGUAUUAUUUUGGAUUCUCAACGACCCGAGGGAAUGGACAAGAUCCGGGAGCUUGAAGCUCAACAACCGUGGAAACGACCGGAUGUUCCGGAGCCUCAAACUCGGCAGCGGCCUGUCUUCACUCAACCGUUGCAAAAUAUCGAUGGUAUCUCCGAAGGUCACACUGCGCACUUCGAAUGCAGACUUAUACCCGUGGGUGAUCCCAUGCUCAAAGUGGAAUGGUUUAGAAACGAAGUGCCUCUAGAGACAAGUUCGCGAAUUACGAAAGUACAUGAUUUCGGCUACGUAUCCCUGGACAUCUCUCACGUACGUGACGAAGACGAAGGCGUUUACAUGUGUCGCGCCUCUAAUCCGUUGGGUGAAGCGGUUACAACGGCUUCGAUGAAGAUUAAAACCAAGGCCAGUAUACAAUUGGAUACUCAGCAUCCGGAGGCACAACGUAGAAUCGCUCAGUUGGAAGCCAAGGAAGUCGGACGACCGGAGGAGCCGGAAAAGGUCUUCGAUAAACCGAUUUUCACGCAAUUAUUAACCGGACCAACAGAACUUUGGGAAGGACAAUUGGCUAGAUAUGAAUGCAGAGUCGUUCCUGUCGGCGAUGCGAGUUUAAAAUUCGAAUGGUACAUGAAUGGAGUCGAAUUAAAAAUGGGUUCACGCUUUCACGUAAAUCACGACUUUGGAUACGUAACGCUAGACAUUUUGAAAGUUAUCCCCGAAGAUUCUGGCGUUUACACCUGCAAAGCGAUCAACAACGCAGGUGAGGCGGUUUCGUCGAUUUCCCUGAAAGUAAAAGCGCGUUCAGCUAUCGCUUCCGAGAGCAUACAAGCGGACGCAUGGCAGAAGAUUCAAUUGAAGGAAGCGGAAAUGAAUAAAGUGCCAGAAAUGUUUAUCGAUACGACACCACAACAGGCACCAGUUUUCACCAAGCAUCUUGAAAGCUUCGAUAAACUAGUAGAGGGUCAACGUGUUUAUUUAGAAGCUCAAGUGGAGCCGCGAGCGGAUCCAAACUUGAGAGUAGAAUGGUUUAAAAAUGGAAUACCUUUACAGACUGGAACUAGACUUCGUAGUACGUUCGACUUCGGUCUGGUAACAUUAUCGAUCAACGGCUUGAGACCCGAUGACUCCGCAAUUUAUACUUGCAAAGCGACUAAUCUUCUGGGAGAGGCUGUAUCAACUUGUAGCUUGAAAAUUGCCGAUCGUCACUGGUUAUUGGGAGAUACUUUACAUCCGGAUGCUUUGCCGAAAAUUGAUGCCUUGGAACAGCCUCAGAUAAUUUCUACUGAACAACCGGAACCGAUUUACGAAGAACCCGUCUUUAUCACUCAUUUGAAUAACGUAGAAUGCUUCGAAGGCGAUAACGCUCACUUUGAAUGCAAUGUAGAACCAUCGAAGGAUCCUACUAUGAAAAUUGAAUGGUUCUUGAACAGUAAACCUUUACCGACCGGUGCAAGAUUUAAGAGCACUUAUGACUUCGGCUACGUGGCUCUAGAUUUGACUCACGCUUAUGAAGAAGAUUCUGGCGUAAUCACCGUAAAAGCUACAAAUUCGAAAGGAAGCGCGCAGACAUCAGGUACUUUGAAAUGCACCAGCAAGCAAAAUAUCUAUCUGCAGACGCAACAUCCGCAAGGGGAAGCCGGAUUUGAGAAGGUGAAAGAAGCAGAAGAUGCUUAUCAGUCGAAAUAUAGGAGACCGGAGGAAGGUCCUGAACACGAAUAUCCUAAACCGAUCUGGACGGUACCACUUAUGCCUGAAUUUAAAUUGGGAGAAUCUGAACCAUUACAUUUGGAAGGGCAAGUCGAACCGAAAGAUGAUCCCAAUUUAAAAAUCGAAUGGUACUUUAACGGGAAACCUUUAGAACAUGGUUCGCGCUUUAAAAUGACUAGCGAUUUUGGAUUUGUUACUUUAGAUUUAACGGAUGUUUACGAGCGCGAUUCCGGCAUUUACACUUGCAAGGCUUAUAAUAAAGCAGGCGAAGCUUUUACAUCAACGACGAUUUAUUGCUCCACAAAGGAAAAUAUCAUUGAAAAAUCGCAACAUCCCAAAGGUAAAGAAGGUCUUGAAGCGAUCCAAGAUCUGGAGGAAUCUUUGAAACGACAAGAAGGAAUUCCAGCAGGAGAAGAGGAAGGUCAACCGCCAAUGUUUACAUCACAAUUUGAGAAUCUAACUAAUCUAUCGGAAGGAGAGAUCGCUCACUUUGAAGCAUCUCUCAUUCCUACUGGUGAUCAAACCAUGGUAGUCGAAUGGUUUUAUAAUGGCAAAGCGUUAGAAGCCAGUCAUCGCACGAGGACCGUUUACGCUUUCGGCAUGGUUGUUCUUGAAGUUCUUGGAACGAAAAUAGAAGAUUCGGGCACUUAUACCUGUAGAGCCACCAACAAAUGGGGUAAAGCAGAGAUUAGCGUAGAGCUCGAGUGCAUCGACAAGUCUAAAGGACAGAAACCUAAAUUCACAACGCAUAUACAGUCUUUGGAGGGUCUGAAAGAUGGUCAAUCGGCUCACUUUGAAUGUACUCUCAUCCCGGUUGGAGAUCCUCACAUGAAAGUUGAAUGGUUCCACAAUGGAAAACCACUACGGCAUUCCUCGCGUUUCAAGAUGGUUUCUGAUUUUGGCUUUGUAGUUAUGGAUAUCGCCGGAGUGAUGUCUCAUGACACUGGUGAAUACGUUUGCAAAGCUAGCAACAAGUACGGCGAGGAUUAUACAAAAGCUACGAUCAAGUGCUUCGGUAAAAGCGGAGUUUAUUUGGAUUCUCUACAGCCAGAUUCACUCGCUAGAAUACGGGAACUCGAGAGUUUUACCGGAGAACAAGCGACUACUCCUACAACUCCCGUCGCCGAGCCACCGAAAUUCAUCACGCAAAUCGUUGAUAUUACGAAACUUGUAGAGGGACAGUCCGCACAUUUCGAGGCUAGACUAACUCCGAUAAAUGAUCCCGAUUUAAAGGUCGAGUGGUAUUAUAAUGGCAAAAAACUUCCUCACGGCCAUCGAUAUCGUACCUUCCACGAUUUUGGUAUCGUUAUCCUGGACAUACUUUAUUGUUACGAAGAGAAUUCUGGAGUUUACGAGUGCAGAGCCGUCAACAAAUACGGCGAAGAUUCUACGAAAGCAUCACUCAAAUGCUUCUCCAAGGCUAAUCUUAUUUUGGAGUCACAACUUCCGAAAGGCAUGGAAGGCGGUCUAGAGAAAAUUCAAAAUCUCGAAGAUUCGAUGAUACGUACGAGAGACGAAAAAACUGUAGAAGAACGUGGCAAGGCUCCAAUGUUCACUGUACCUUUAAGUAAUAUCGAUGGUCUACGUGAGGGGGAGAGCGCGCAUUUCGAGGCACGAUUAAUACCUACAGACGAUCCAAAAUUAAAGGUCGAAUGGUUCUGGAACGGUAAACCAUUGCGAACGGGAUCUCGUUUCCGCACUUUCUGCGAUUUUGGUUUCGUCAUUUUGGAAAUUUCUCCCAUCUAUCCUGAGGACUCGGGCGAAUAUAGUUGUAGAGCGACAAAUGAUUACGGUGAGGCAGUGACAACGUGCACUAUGAAAUGUACGGGCAAACGUAGUAUUAUUUUGGAGUCUCAGCUACCCAAAGGAAUGGAAAGUACGAUUGAUAAGAUCGCUGAAUUAGAAGGCCUCGGAACCGUUCCGGGUCAAGUUAGUCCUGAGGAUGACACCGGGAGACCGCCAGAAUUUAUUACGACCCCUUCAGAUCUGACUUUAACUGAAAAUUCUCUUGCUCACUUUGAAUGUCGACUGCAACCGAUUAAUGAUUCUAGUAUGAGAGUCGAAUGGUUUCACAACGGCAAGCCUCUUCUCGCUGGUACUAGAAUCAAGACGAUUCACGACUUUGGUUUCGUUAUUCUGGAAGUUGCAAAUUGUUAUCAACGUGAUUCCGGUCUAUACACUUGUAAAGCCACCAAUCGCCACGGGGAAGCCACGGUAUCGUGUAAACUUCAAGUUCGCGGACGUCAAGGUAUUAUCUUGGAGCCUCAGUUGCCGAGCAAUUUCAAGAGCGGUACGGAAAGCAUUCAGAAAUUGGAGGAGUCUUUAUAUAAGAGAGAUGAGAUUCUAGCGGAGGAAGAAGCACCGAAUCCACCAAGAUUCACCGUCGAACUUAAAGACAUCGAAGUUGAAGAAGCUGGACCGAGUCACUUCGAUUGCAGAGUCGAGCCUGUAGGUGAUUCUAGUAUGCGCAUCGAUUGGUUCCACAACGGCCGGCCUUUCGCGACCGGCUCUCGAGUUCAUCAGAUUAAUGAUUUCGGGUUUAUAUCGUUGGAUAUGUCGUAUACAUACGCGCGAGACAGCGGCGAAUACGUUUGCAGAGCCACCAAUAAAUGGGGGUCCGCUACCACUAAGGCCACCAUCACUUGCAAAUCCAAGAAAACGAUAGAUUUCGAUUCUCAAUUGCCAUCGGGAAUGAGCGGCGAGAAGCUGAAAGAACUCGAGCGAGGUCCAGUAUCUCAAGCUCCCGCGGAAGAAGCACCGCGACAACCACCCCAUUUCAUCACGCAAAUUCAAUCAGCAACCAUCGAUGAGGGUGAACCGGUCAGAUUCGAAUGCCGUGUGGAGCCCAAGGACGAUCCUAAUUUACGCAUCGAAUGGUAUAGAAAUAGUAAAUUGAUACCCGCUGGGCAUAGAUACAGAACAGUAUACGAUAUGGGAUUCGUAUCGAUGGAUAUCUUGUACGUCUAUCCCGAGGAUUCCGGUGAAUACGUUUGCAAGGCCGUCAACGAUCUCGGAGAAGACACUACUCGAGCUGCCAUAUCUUGCAAAAAAUUACCAAGCAUUAUUUUGCAAAAUCAAGUACCUAAGGGUAUGAAAAAAUCCGAGGCCUUGAUGCAGAUGGAAGCGACAAUUAAAAAAUAUACGUCGGAAAUUCAUUUAACCGAGGACGAUUUAUAUGACGCGGACAAAAAACAGCCGCCUCGCUUCGUCACGCAGAUUCAAGAUCAGACCGAGCUCGUUGAAAUGAAUAGCACCAAAUUCGAAUGCCAAUUAGCACCCGUGGGCGAUCCAAAUAUGAAGGUCGAAUGGUUCUUCAAUGGAAAACCAUUACCUCACAAGAAUAGAUUCACACCUAUCUAUGACUUUGGCUAUGUAGCGAUGAACUUUGGUUGGGUCUAUCCAGAAGACAGUGGCGAGUAUUUGUGCAGAGCUACGAAUCUUUAUGGAAUGGACGAGACCAGAGCUAUAAUUAGAACCGCGGGAAAACCUGGAAUUAUCUACGAAUCUCAGCUUCCAAAAGGCAUGAAGAGCAUUGAGAAGAUCAGAGAAAUGGAAGCAGCAUGGCAAAUUGUACCUGAAGAGGAAGGUGAAGAAGAGAAAGUACGUUCGGCGCCUGUUUUCGUGAGCAAACCAGAAGCGGUAACCGUUGAAGAAGGCGACUGGUCCAGAUUUUGCUGUCGAGUUACUGGAUAUCCGAAGCCUCGAGUUAUGUGGAUCAUCAAUGGUCACACAGUAGUUAAUGGAUCCCGCUAUAAAUUAACGUACGAUGGUAUGUAUCAUCUUGAUAUCCCAAAGACCAGACAAUACGAUCACGGCAAGGUGGAAGUGAUUGCAAGAAGCUCCGUUGGCGAAACACAUACAGAAACAACUCUAACGGUUAAGCAACGAAGUGACGACUACCGUGGUGUAUUGAAAAAUUCUCCAAGACCCUGGUACGAUUAUGGGCUAACACAGUACCAGACCGAGCGACAGAACACAGAAUUGGAGCGCAUAUUCGAUGAACGCCACCAAAGUGUUUCCCAAGGCAUCGAAAUUGCAACAGAGCAUCUUGGUCAUAAAGUCAUUAAAGAGCCUGAGACUGAAUGGCAAAAAUCUGUCAAGAGCAAGAAGAACGAGGACUAUUAUAAUAAGUUGAUGAACCUUGAAGAGGAACAAGUGCUUAAAGAAACUAGAUUGAGGGAGGCCUCGCAUCAGUUUGCUAUUCCUGGCGACAAAGUCGUUGCACAUUCUCUAGCAAAGGGAAUGGCUCAAAAGUACGAAGAGAAUUUGGAGGAACAACCUCAACAAUCCGUGGAACCACCUCCAAAAUAUGUGAAGAAGCCGUUUGUUACCGAAGUGGACAUAGACACGGAACACGUUAAAGUCACUGGAAAGUAUCCCCCAGGACCGUCUGAAUCCACAAUUCAUGGUCGCGAAGUUCACGUAGCUAAACAGAAACAAACGCAAAAGGAAGUCAAGGGUGACUUGGAAAUAACGAGAAAGAUCACGGCAACGGAGACUACAGAGGUUGAACAUAAAGCGAAGACACAGGAACGUGUAGUUCAAGGACAAGUAAAACCUGCGAAACCGCCUGUCUUCACGAAAAAAAUUCAACCGUGCAGAGCAUUUGAGCAAGAACAGGCCAAAUUUGAAGUAGAAUUCGAUGGUGAUCCAUUGCCGACCAUCAAAUGGUAUCGCGAAGAUUUUCCUAUACAAAAUUCGGCCGACCUUCAAAUUUACACCUUCAGCACGAAAUCGAUAUUAAUUAUCAGACAAGUUUUUAUGGAAGACUCCGGCGUCUUUUCCGUCAUUGCUGAGAAUAGAGGAGGAAAAGCCAAGUGCAGCGCCAAUUUGGUUGUGGAAGAACGUAGAAGACAUCCUGGACGAGGUGGCGCGGUGCCACCUAGUUUCUUGACUACAAUUCAAUCUACUUCUGUAGCCACUGGACAGCUCGCCAGAUUUGAUGCCAAAAUUACUGGCACCAAGCCUUUAGAUGUUUAUUGGCUUAAGAAUGGCAAGAAGAUAACGGCAGAUAUCCGUUACAAAACUUUGGAAGAAGACAACAUUUACACACUUCUGAUCUUAGAGACGAUACCGGAAGAUAUUGGCAAAUAUGAAUGUGUUGCAAUUAACAACGCUGGAGAAGCGCGUUGCGAAGCUGAAUGUACCGUUCGCGGGCCUCAAUCGCCGACAAAAGUCGCGAAACCCACGACCCCGACGGUGGAAAAAGCACCAACCGUUUUGGAACCACUAAGAGAUCAAACUAUCAAAGAGGGAACGUCUGUUGCUUUCGCUUGCAGAAUUACAGGAAAGCCUGUUCCGACUGUGCAAUGGAAGAAAGCCGAUAAGAUAAUCAAACCGUCCAAGUACUUCCAAAUGCAGAAGGAAGGCGAUUUGUGUACUCUGAGAAUUUCUGAAGCGUUCCCCGAAGACGAAGGGGUUUAUAAAUGCAUCGCUAAAAAUCCCGCUGGUGAUGUUACGACAUCUGCCAAUCUCAGAGUUCUCGCACCCGAUACAGCUGACGUUCUGCCAAAAUUGACACCUCUUAAGGAUCAGAUAGUCGUUGAAGGACAGCCGGCUCAAUUCAAGACUCAAGUGAGUCCGACAAAGCCUAAACCGACGAUUCAAUGGUAUCGAGAAGGUGCCUUGAUCCCACAAUCGCCAGACUUCCAGAUGAUUCACGAAGGCAACAAUGCGGUGCUACUCAUAGCAACCACGUACGAGGAGGACACUGGCACUUUCACCUGCCGUGCUACAACUUCAGCCGGUACCGUAGAAACAUCCGCCAAACUCAUCGUCAAAAAAAGAAAAGAAGCCUAUUACGCGGUUCCCGCAGAAACGGGUGCCAGUAUAGAAAUAGAUGCAAAACUUCAGCAAGACUUGAGAGAAGAUAUAAAUUUAAAAUCUUUAGCUCUCGAUGAGAAUGGCUUACCCCUUGAAGUACAGCUUCGACCGGGUGAUGAAUCAUUACCCUGGAGAAAAGAGCGUGUUCAGCAUCGACCUCAAAUUAGCGAAUCACUUCCAUGGAGGAAAGUGAAAACAAAAUCAAGAGAUUCCUCUUUGGAUAAGCUUCGAGCUUUCGAAAGUCAAAUAAAACCAUGGACUGAAGAAGAAGUGGUUUUGAAAAAAGCUCCUCAAAUUACCAAAGAUGUAACCAAAGAAAAAUUGGAAGAGGUUGAAUUAAAGCCAACAAAGAUCAAAAAGAAAGAAAUUGAAAAAUCUGAUCUCGAAACGAUUCAACUAAAAUCCGUGCCUAAAGAUGUAACAAAUAUUACAGUAACCGAAAAGAGAGUUACUCGUGAUGAUGAUACUAAGCUUGAACUUUACAAAGAGGAAACAGAUGCUACUCUGCUAAAAACAUCGCGUCGUUUAGACGAAAUUGUAUCAAGAAAAGAAAAAAGCGAAGCAAAACCAUGGACAGAAGAACAAAUUACUUUAAAGAAAACGAAACCAAAGACAAAAGAAAUUUCAGAAAUAGACAUUGAAGAAAAAAUUGAUUAUAUCGAACAAGAAGACAGUUCUUUGCUUAAAAUUUCAAAAGAUGAGGAAACACAAAAAACUAAGAAAGAAAAGCCUAUCGAAAGCAAACCAGAACAAUUCAAACCUUGGACGGAGGAAAGAAUUGCUCUGAAAAAGGCGAAAUUAGAAAAAAAAGAAAUACCUAAAGAAACCCUCGAAAGUGUUACACUGAAACCUUCGCAAACAAUACAAAAAGAUCUUGUAAAGCCAAUUUUAGAAAAAGCAGACUUUAAGCCGAUUUCAAAGGAAGAACCUGAAAUAAUUUCAUUAGAAACUACGUCCAUCGAUGUUUCUACAGUCAAAGAAGCGAGAAGGGCGAGUAAAGAUGUGACAGAUACAGAUAAAACGGAUAAAAUAAAACCAUGGACAGAAGAAAAAAUUACUUUAAAGAAGUCUAAAACUAUCCAAAAAGAAAUGGAAAAAGAGAUGGUAGAAACGGUGGAAUUAAAACCAUCUAAACUUACUAAGCUGCCAUAUAGAAAACCGAGCUUAGAGAAAAUAGAUUUAAAACCUGUCACGAAAGAAAAGACAAGUAUUGUAGAGACCGCUAAAAAAAUCGACGUUAUUGAACAGGAAGAUACUACAUUACUUCAGGUUUCAACUGAAACAUAUGACAUUGCCAAAUUAAAACCAUCAAAACCGCAUAUAAGCGAAAAGCCAAUACAAAAAGAAAAAGAUGACGUAAAAGUUAUGGGAACAUAUACUGAAGAAGAAGAUACUUUACUUACAUCAGAACGCACAAUGUCGGAAACUACAAGCGUCGACAAAAAAAUAAAAAGAAAAGAACAAACGCUACAAGAAAAGCCACAAUCAAAGUCAUGGACAGAAGAAAAAGUAAUCCUGAAGAAAACAAAACCAGAGCAAAAAGAAAUACGCAAAGAAACUUUAGAAGAAAUAUCAUUAAAACCAGUAAAAAUCAAAGAAAUAAUAACGAAUGAAGAAAUAACAGAAAAAGUAGAUUUGAAACAUGUUAAAAAAGAAACUACGGAUAUUAAAAAGCAACAAGAAAAAGUACCAUAUCACGAAGAAGAAGAUAAAAUUAUUAUUGAAACGGAUAAAAAUAUCGAGUCAAUUAAGAAAGUAAGAAGUAAAAAGAAAACCGAUGAAAGUGUACCAUACACGGAAGAGGAAGAUACUAGCAUGCUCGCCAUCGAGAGAACUGACGAAACAAUCGAAAAAUCUAUGAAAGAAGAAAUACCAGUGCCAUGGAUUAGAGGGAAAAAAGCAAAAGAAAGAAAAGAAGUUGAAGAAAUAAAACCAUUACAAAUAAUUAAACCCGAAACAGAUUCGGAGGAAGAUAAAUCAAUAAAGACAUCAGAAGCUCCAUGGCGUCGUACAUCAAAACCAUCAAUGAUUCAAAAAAUUUCAGAAGAAUCAACAAAAGAUGAUACUAAAGAAGUAUCUGAAAUAACUUGGCGAAAACCUAAAAAAGAUAAAACGAUACAAAUCGUUAAAGAAGAACCACAGGUUGAAGAUUUUACAUCCGUGGUAUUGAAACCGACAAGACGUCCUGAAAAACCUGAAGAACAGAAAUCAACAGAAGAAAUUGUUCUAAAACCAGUAAAACAAGUACUCAAAGAAGAAGAAGAAAUAUCAGAAAAAAUCACUCUUAAACCGGUUAUAAAGGAAAAACCAGAGACAAAAGCAUUACCUGAAAAAAUAGUUAACGGAGAUGUAUCCACUGAAAAGAUAGAUUUACCAUGGAGACGUGGAAAGAAACCAAUACAAAUUCAGGAGAAAGCCGAGGAUAUACAGCAACCGGAGAAACCAGAAGAACCGAAACCAGAAGAAGUUGUAUCGAAACAAAUUAAAAAGCUUCCUAAAGAGAAAGAAAUAAAAGAAUCAAUUAUUUUAAAACCAGUAGAAAAAGAAAAACCCGAGGAGAAACCCGAACAGGUUCGAUUGAAACCAGUGAGAAGAAUAGAGAAACCAGAAGAACCAAAACCUGAAGAAAUUGUAUUAAAGCCUGUUAAGAAACUUCCUAAAGAGAAAGAAACAAAGGAAUCAAUUAUUUUGAAACCAGUAGAAAAAGAAAAACCCGAAGAGAAACCCGAGGAAGUUCGCUUAAAACCAGUAAAAAGAUUAGAAAAACCAGAAGAACCGAAACCUGAGGAAAUCGUAUUGAAGUCUGUUAAGAAACUUCCUAAAGAAGAAGAAACAAAAGAAUCAGUUAUUUUGAAACCAGUAGAAAAAGAAAAACCCGAGGAGAAACCCGAACAAGUUCGAUUGAAGCCAGUGAGAAGAAUAGAGAAACCAGAAGAACCAAAACCUGAAGAAGUCAUAUUAAAGCCUGUUAAGAAGCUUCCUAAAGAAGAAGAAACAAAAGAAUCUAUUAUUUUGAAACCAGUAGAAAAAGAAAAACCCGAGGAGAAACCCGAACAAGUUCGAUUGAAGCCAGUGAGAAGAAUAGAGAAACCAGAAGAACCGAAACCUGAGGAAGUUGUAUUAAAGCCUGUUAAGAAGCUUCCUAAAGAGGAAGAAACAAAAGAAUCUAUUAUUUUGAAACCAGUAGAAAAAGAAAAGCCGGAGGAGAGACCCGAGGAAGUCCGCUUAAAGCCAGUGAAAAAAGUAGAGAAGCCGGAAGAACCGAAACCUGAGGAAAUCGUAUUAAAGCCUGUUAAGAAGCUUCCUAAAGAAGAAGAAACAAAAGAAUCAGUUAUUUUGAAACCAGUAGAAAAAGAAAAACCCGAGGAGAAACCCGAACAAGUUCGAUUGAAGCCAGUGAGAAGAAUAGAGAAACCAGAAGAACCGAAACCUGAGGAAGUCGUAUUAAAGCCUGUUAAGAAGCUUCCUAAAGAGGAGGAAACAAAAGAAUCUAUUGUUUUAAAACCGGUAGAAAAAGAAAAACCGGAGGAGAAACCCGAGGAAGUCCGCUUAAAACCAGUGAAAAGAUUAGAGAAACCAGAAGAACCGAAACCUGAGGAAGUUGUAUUAAAGCCUGUUAAGAAGCUUCCUAAAGAGGAAGAAACAAAGGAAUCUAUUAUUUUGAAACCAGUAGAAAAAGAAAAGCCGGAGGAGAGACCCGAGGAAGUCCGCUUAAAGCCAGUGAAAAAAGUAGAGAAGCCGGAAGAACCGAAACCUGUGGAAAUCGUAUUAAAGCCUGUUAAGAAGCUUCCUAAAGAAGAAGAAACAAAAGAAUCAGUUAUUUUGAAACCAGUAGAAAAAGAAAAACCCGAGGAGAAACCCGAACAAGUUCGAUUGAAGCCAGUGAGAAGAAUAGAGAAACCAGAAGAACCGAAACCUGAGGAAGUCGUAUUAAAGCCUGUUAAGAAGCUUCCUAAAGAAGAGGAAACAAAAGAAUCUAUUGUUUUAAAACCGGUAGAAAAAGAAAAACCGGAGGAGAAACCCGAGGAAGUCCGCUUAAAACCAGUGAAAAGAUUAGAGAAACCAGAAGAACCGAAACCUGAGGAAGUUGUAUUAAAGCCUGUUAAGAAGCUUCCUAAAGAGGAAGAAACAAAAGAAUCUAUUAUUUUGAAACCAGUAGAAAAAGAAAAGCCAGAGGAGAGACCCGAGGAAGUCCGCUUAAAGCCAGUGAAAAAAGUAGAGAAGCCGGAAGAACCGAAACCUGAGGAAAUCGUAUUAAAACCUGUUAAGAAGCUUCCUAAAGAGGAAGAAACAAAAGAAUCAAUUAUUUUGAAACCAGUAGAACAAGAAAAGCCGGAGGAGAAACCCGAGGAAAUCCGCUUAAAACCAGUGAGAAAGUUCGAGAAACCGGAGGAACCAAAACCUGAGGAAGUCGUAUUAAAGCCUGUUAAGAAGCUUCCUAAAGAGGAGGAAAUAAAAGAAACAAUUAUUUUGAAACCGGUAGAAAAAGAGAAACCGGAGGAGAAACCUGAGGAAGUUCGCUUAAAACCAGUGAAAAAGUUACAGAAACCGGAAGAACCGAAACCUGAGGAAGUCGCAUUAAAGCCUGUUAAGAAGCUUCCUAAAGAGGAGGAGACAAAAGAAUCUAUUGUUUUGAAACCGGUAGAAAAAGAAAAACCGAAGGAGAAACCCGAGGAAGUUCGCUUAAAACCAGUAAAAAGAUUAGAAAAACCAGAAGAACCGAAACCUGAGGAAGUUGCAUUAAAGCCUGUUAAGAAGCUUCUUAAAGAGGAGGAAACAAAAGAAACAAUUAUUUUGAAACCGGUAGAAAAAGAAAAACCGGAGGAAAAACCCGAGGAAGUCCGCUUAAAACCAGUAAAAAAGUUAGAGAAACCGGAAGAACCGAAACCUGAGGAAGUCGUAUUAAAGCCUGUUAAGAAGCUUCCUAAAGAAGAGGAAACAAAAGAAUCUAUUGUUUUAAAACCAGUAGAAAAAGAAAAACCGGAGGAGAAACCCGAGGAAGUUCGCUUAAAACCAGUGAAAAAGUUAGAGAAACCGGAAGAACCGAAACCUGAGGAAGUCGUAUUAAAGCCUGUUAAGAAGCUUCCUAAAGAGGAGGAAACAAAAGAAACAAUUAUUUUGAAACCGGUAGAAAAAGAAAAACCGGAGGAGAAACCCGAGGAAGUUCGCUUAAAACCAGUGAAAAAGUUAGAGAAACCGGAAGAACCGAAACCUGAGGAAGUCGCAUUAAAGCCUGUUAAGAAGCUUCCUAAAGAGGAGGAAACGAAAGAAUCAAUUAUUUUGAAACCAAUAGAAAAAGAAAAACCGGAGGAGAAACCCGAGGAAGUUCGCUUAAAACCAGUGAAAAAGUUAGGGAAACCGGAAGAACCGAAACCUGAGGAAGUCGUAUUAAAGCCUGUUAAGAAGCUUCCUAAAGAGGAGGAAACAAAAGAAUCUAUUGUUUUAAAACCGGUAGAAAAAGAAAAACCGGAGGAGAAACCCGAGGAAGUUCGCUUAAAACCAGUGAAAAUGUUAGAGAAACCAGAAGAACCGAAACCUGAGGAAGUCGUAUUAAAGCCUGUUAAGAAGCUUCCUAAAGAGGAGGAAACAAAAGAAUCUAUUGUUUUAAAACCGGUAGAAAAAGAAAAACCGGAGGAGAAACCCGAGGAAGUUCGCUUAAAACCAGUGAAAAAGUUAGAGAAACCGGAAGAACCGAAACCUGAGGAAGUCGUAUUAAAGCCUGUUAAGAAGCUUCCUAAAGAGGAGGAAACGAAGGAAUCAAUUAUUUUGAAACCGGUAGAAAAAGAAAAGCCCGAGGAGAAACCCGAAGAAGUUCGAUUAAAACCAGUGAAAAAGUUCGAGAAACCGGAAGAACCGAAACCUGAGGAAGACAAACCAACAGAUAUAAUGGCAGCUCCUUGGCGGCGUGGUAAACGAACGAAGAAAGUAGUUGAUUUCAAAGAGGAAGUUACAAUAGUGCCAAUUGAUCAAGAAGAAUCGGUUACAGAGAUAUCUGAGGAAAGAAAAACAACAAUAAUUACAGAAGGUACUCAAAAACAAGUUGAAAUUAAAGUAGAAUCUGUACCAUCUCGGGAAGAAGAGAGAACUGAACAGAUAAUUGCAACAAGCGAAAUUUCAUGGAGAAAAAAGAAACAAGAGCAAAUCAAAAUGGAAGAAGAGAAAGAAAUAGUUGUUUUAAAGCCUAUCGAAGAAGUUAAAGAUUCAAAACCGGAAGUUAAACAAAUUGAAGAGCAUGUAUUAAUUCCAGUUAAAGAUGAGAAAUUACCUGAGGAAGUUGAAAAAGAUGUAAUUCAACUAAAACCGACACCUAAAAAGAAAAUAAAGAAAGAAGAAGUAGUAGAAGAAAUUAAAUUAAAACAAGUUAGUAAAGAAAAAAUAAUAGAAGACAAACCUAAGGAAGAGGAAAUUAUUGAAUUGAAGCCUAUAACAUUUGAGAAAGAAAUAGCAAAGGUAUCGGAGGAAAAAGAUGAAGCCAUUAUUAAAAUGGUUAAAAUACCAUCUAAGAAAAUAGAAAAAGUGCCCGAAGAAAUCGUUCCUAUUAUUGAGGAAAAGAAGGAUGAAAUUACUACUAAAAUUGAAGAAAUCCAAGAAACUGUUGAAGAUGUUAAAUUACAAAUUAAGACAGAUGUUACGCAAAUAGAAGACCGUAAAAGGAAACGUAGACAACGUACUCAAGUCGAUAUAUCUAUUAUAGAUAAGGACAAAACUGUUGCUCCACGAUUUAUUCAAAAAUUACAGCCUGUUAUCGCUGAGCUAGAGAAACCUACUAAAUUUACAUGUACUGUCAUAGGAAAUCCCUUCCCUGAAAUUUCAUGGUAUAAAAAUCAACAAGAACUCCAUGCGAGCGAAAAAUAUACAAUGACUAUAUUCGAAACAACAGCAACUUUAGAAAUUACAAAAGUUAAAGAAGAAGAUGCUGGAAUGUAUUCUUGCAGAGCAUCUAAUCCAGCUGGGGUUGCAACAUCUACUGUCAAUCUUGUGAUAUUCGAAAAAGAAGAGGAAGGCGUAGCGCCGCAUUUCUCGACACCAAUCAAACCGCUAAUGGUCCAAGAGCAUACACCUGCUUUAUUAGAAUGUGUUGUCACUGGCACACCAGUACCGGAAGUGAAAUGGUAUCGCGGUGAAAGAGAAGUAAAACCAAACGAAAAAACCGAGAUUACUUUUAAUCCAACAACUGGAGAAGCUAAACUGAAAAUUUUAGAGCCAACACCGCAAGAUGAAACAAUAUAUCGCGUUCGCGCUGUAAAUAAAUAUGGUCGUGCUGAAUGCAGAGCUAAUUUGGUGAUCAGUAACAUUGUUAAAGUAAGCAAACCGAUUGUUCUCAGAGCACCACGUAUUACACGACCUCUACCAGCUCUUGUAGCAGAGCGUAGCAAGCCUCUGAAACUUUCGGCUGAUUUUGAGAGCGCACCAAAACCCGAAGUUAAAUGGUUCCGCAAUGGUAUUGAAAUUGCGCCAACUGACAGAUGCGUGAUAAACAUUUACGAGAGUACAGCUGAAUUAAUUAUAUCUGAUGUGACGAAAAAAGAUAGCGGCAAAUAUGAGAUUAGAGUUCAGAAUGAAGCCGGCGAAGCAAGAAGUUCAAGUUCUGUUACUGUCAAGGAUCGUGAAGAUACUACAAGCGAAGUGAAAGCACCGAUGUUUGUAAAGCCGAUUCAACCUCAACUCGUUGCAGAAGGAGAAGUUGUUAUCAUGGAAACAAAAGUAGAAUCAUAUCCGACAGCAUCUUUCCAAUGGUUCCACGAAAGCAAACCUCUUGAGUCGACGCCGCAGGUGAGAAUCGUGACUCAAGAGAAUCGAUCAAUUUUAAUGGUGAAACAAGUUACACCGGAACUUGUCGGUAGCUACACCUGUCGUGCUGAAAAUGUCGGUGGCUCGGUCACUUGUACAGCCAGCGUUAACAUUACAGAAACAAUAUGGGAAGAAGCAAUUGAAUUGAUUUCGCCGACAUUUGUUAAAAGACUCUCACCUGUAAGAGUUAUGGAUGGCGAGAGUGUUAAUUUAACCUGUGUCGUUGAAGGGAAACCGAUACCUAGGGUAGAAUGGUACCAUAAUGACAUGCCAAUUAAAGAAGGCAAAGAAAUAACAAUUAUCCAGGAUAUGGAAGGUGUCUGUAGCCUAGCCAUUACCGAGGUAUUCCCGGAGGAUGCUGGAGAAUAUACCUGUCGCGCUAUAAAUCCUGUUGGCGAGGCUGUCUGCAUGUCAUCACUUGUCGUUGAAGCUUACGAGUACGUUCCUGACUCGGAAAUUGCAUCUUCGAUAGUCGCAACAUCUCUAACCACAGGAUCGGAAGAAGAUCUUUUAUCUCCGAAAGAAACUCCAAUAUUUGACAUUGACACAGAAGAAUCCUCACCGGAAAUAAUUAAACAGCUUCCUCAGUUAAUUCCUAUCAAAGAUGGGGAAUUAACUAGAUUGGAAGUGAAAGUGAAAGGUAAACCAAAACCGGAAGGAAAAUGGUAUAAACAAGGUGUGGAAAUUGUCUCAUCACAAGAAUUCCAAAUUGAAGAAUUUGAAGAUGGUACGUCGGUGCUGACGAUCGCUGAAACUUUUCCCGAUGAUACUGGUGAAAUUGUAUUCGAAGCUCACAAUCCACUCGGCGUGUCGACCACGACGACAUAUUUAUCAGUAGAAGGUAUACUGGGCACAAAAGAAUACCGGAAACCAGAAUGGGUCACACAGAUGGAAAAAAUGCAAGAAAUUUUAAAAGCCACGCAAGCUGUUCCACGAUUUAUACAAGAGAUAACGGACAUCUAUACAAAAGAAGGAAAUGUUGCCGUGUUUGAAUGUAUCUACUCUGGUAAUCCCAAACCAGAUAUUGUUUGGUAUAAAAAUGAUAAGCUUUUAAUGAACACGGAAAAUGUAAAAAUACGAUUACUUGAUCAAGAAAAUAAGACCACUUUAACAAUCAAGCGAGCCACCAAAGAUGAUGAUGCUACAUAUGUUUGUAAAGCUACUAGUGAAAUUGGCAUGAUAACAACUAAAGCCAAAUUACAUGUCGAUACUAUAAGCGAUUCGGGAUUAAUGCCGGACGACGUAAUCAAAGAGGAAGAAAAGCCGAAAAAACAAGAAGAGAAACCGCACAAAAAGAAAAAGACCGAACUAAAGAAAGCAAAAGAAAUCAAAGAAAAAGUAAAGGCCGAACGUAUCAAGAUCGAGAAGGAAGAAAUCCAUGAAGAAAAACUUAUACCGAAGGAACAAACAGAAGAAAAGAGAAUUGUCGAUGUAGAAGAAACUCAACUAUUAGAAACUACAGAAAUUAUAAAAGAGAAGCCCGAGGAGAUUUCUAGAGCACGAAGAAUAGUACCCAUCCAAGAACCGAUUAUGACUGAAGCAACAGCUUCUUUGAAGAAAAUUGAUCAAAAAUUGCAAGAGGAUAUACCUAAAAUCGAAGAACGUGCUAAAAGAAUUGUUGAGGAACGGGAAAGUGUCAUUAUAUCAGAAAUCACGAGCGAAGAUACUGCCCCCGAUUUCACUGUCGAAACAAAACUCGAUCAUGCUGAAAUUACUUCGGAAACUUUGCAGAAAGUAUCGGUCUCGGAAACGCAUGUAGAAGCAGGUGUACAAGAAACGAAACGUAUAGAAACGAAACAGAAAAAGGCGAAGAAAAUAAAAGGAGAAAAAAUUAAAGAAGAUAUUACAAUAAAAGAAAUUGUGGAACGACAAAAGGAAAACAUAGCUCGCGAAGUUGAUGAAAUAAUGGAAAUACUUGACGCGAAGGAGUUUGGCCCAGGAGAGUCUCCUCUUCGAGAGCUCGCUACGAUUGGUUAUUUGGUUCGACAAGGUGUAUCUGUAAAUGAAAUCAAUGAAUGUCUUUACAGGACUGAAAUCUUUCCCGCUUUAAAAACACCCGAUGCUCAAAAUGCUUUGGUUCAACUGGUGGAAAGAAAAGGUCACGGGCCCUUGAUCACUCAAGUGCUUACUGAAGAGACGACGACUGAUGAGAGCUUUGUCGCGGCGACAGUUGGUUUUCGUGCUUUCAUGAGAAUGGUCGAGCUUCAGCAUGCUACUGUAGAAGAAGUCAUUACGCACUUUGCUCCAGAAGAUUUCAGACCACGUGCUUGGGAAGUUACGGAAGUUUCUGAGAUUGAGACCGAACAACAUGCUACAGAAAGAGUGGAUAUCGUUCGCAAAACAGAGGUUCAUUUUAUGGAGAGGAGAGACGAAAGGAAAGCCACUCACGCACAGGAUAUUCGAGAAAUUAAAGAAUACGAGGACACACGGCAGGCACACACAACACUGCGCAAACGCAAAGAUAGGAAACCAAGAGAUCAGAUCGAAGAAACAACACAAGAUAGGGAAGAGGGGGUUCAAAUUGUUAAAUUUGAGGAAAUCGAGGAGAUUGAAAAGGAAAGAAAAAAGGAAGCAGAAGAAAUCGAAGAAGAGAUUAUUGAACUUGAACGGGAUACAAAGGGCAGAUUGAUUCGUAAGCAAAAACAAGAUGUAGAAAAACAGGUAGAUGUAGAAGAGGAGGAAGAAAUGAUUAAAAAAGUUAAAAAGACAUUAAUGCCAAAGAAAUCAGAUAUUAGUAAAGAUGAGAUACAACUGGAAGAGAUAGAAGAAUUUGAAAUAAUAAAGGAUAAAUCAGUGCCAUCUAUUGCUUUGAAUGUGUCUAGUCAACGUAAUCAAGUGAUACCUUUAGAUCAUACGGUCGAACAAGCGCCUGGUAAACCUGAAUCGGAAAAAGCAAAAUAUACUUUAGACACUGUUAUUGCAUUAACAGGAGAAACAACGUCAGUACACGAAAGAGAAAUUGAUGAAGUGAUGAAUAUUAAGCCCGCCGAACGUAAAGCGUCGAUAUCAAUCUCGUCGAUUGAACCAUAUUCUAUUACAGAAACUACCGCACAGAUAUAUACCAAGGAAUUUUCGGGCACUUUCAAAGCCGUUUCUUAUGAAGCUACGCCUUCUGUAAUAACGAAAGAAAGUCUUCUUGUCAGCGAAACAUUAACGCACGAUGACGAUGUAUUGAAUUUAACUCUGGCUCAAGCGGAAAAGAGUCGUAAAGCAGAUGUGCAAUUCACCAUGCAGGAAGCUACAACUAUUAGUGAGACUAUAGUCAAUCAAAGUGAAAUACCAACUGAAGAUUUCGUGACACCUUUAGGCGUUAAGGCAGAAGAUACUAUUUUACCACAGAUAGAACUCUCAGUUUAUGAAAUACAGGAAGGUUUGACUGAAGAAAAGUUGGAGCCUGAGAAAACGAUACCUACGAAACCACGAAUUAAUAUUAACGCGAUGGAACCGAUAUUGAUAGAGGAAAUUCGUCCCGAAGAUAAGCCAGGGAAAUAUUAUCCAGAGUUGAUAGUGCCCACUGAAAUGGCUACCGAAACGGUGAUUUCGCAGAAACAACGCGUCACUGAAGAAAUGAACGCGCCUGAAAAAGAAGGAACAUAUAUUCCAGGUAGAUUACCGCCAAGUCAAACUGCCCAGAUUGGAAUCUCAUAUGGAAACGAAACUGCUGUUAUUCAUCACGAUCUCGUACAAGAGCGUGAAGGUGAAUAUAUUCCCGAUCGUAAAGUAGAUUCUUUUGAAGCUAUGCCAAAUGUCAUUCUUUUGGAAGGAGUUACAAUUUCAACAAUCAAUACACAACAAAAAGAAGAUGAUUUAACGAUCGAAGACAAUAAACAGGUCACGGCAGAUUUUAAUAUCGUCGAAAUUAUAUCAGCCGUAACAGCAGAGACAUUAACUUCUGAAAAAGAACGAGAUUAUCGUCCCGAUGAUAAGCCCGCUAGUAAAUUGGCUGUCACGUCGAUAUCGCCAUUGGAGAUUGGUUCUAUAACAGACACGAUUGUUCAAGAAUCUGAAGGAUUCUAUAAUGCUGAUCAAAAACCAUUUGAAGCAUUAGCAGAGACAUCGAUUAGACCGGAAGAACACGUUUUAAUAUCUCAAGUUCAAACCGCGGAUUAUCCUGGAGAUCUAAAAGAUACGCUCAAAUAUGUUUCGGAGAGUGGUGUUGUAUCUAUUCAAUUGACGGAAGCGAAAACUGUACUCGAAACGCUUGCUCACGAUCGAGAGGCUACUAUGGAAGAAAAUGCUAAACCGGAAACCCAUACGGUCGAGAUGGUAUAUGAUGCUAUCAGAGGUAUUGAGAUAUCGCAAACUACUUCUAUAGAGAAAGAGACCGAAUUGAAAAUCUUCGAGAUGCCUGAAUCACAUCGCGGCAAAACAGUACCUACUCAUCCAAUGAUCUCACUUGAAGUUCAAGAAACUCAGCCAGAGAACAAUUUAGGUGACGUUACAAAAGAAGCUUUGUCAAUCGCUACGGCUAAAAUCGAAGCGGUCAGUUUACAAGAGACAAUCGUUGGCGAGACUGUCGCAGCAGAAAAUGUAACUCCGGCAAAAGAAGAUAAGAGUCCCGAUACUAGAACUGCCGUAGUUUCGAUGGAUCAGAUCGAAGGCUUACAUACCACGAUGAUCGUUGCUAGCGAGAAAGAAAUUGAAUAUGUUGAAACAGCUGAUGUUAAAAGUGCAUUUGCGAGUACUGAAUAUAUGACACAAAUGGCUCCGGUAUGUGAACAAGUGAGAACAGAGUCGCCGACCGAAGAAUAUCUAGAGGAACAUAAACCUACGAGCGGAAAAGCAUAUACAUCUCACGUUCCUAUAGAGACUGUCAGUGUCGCUGUACAAGAAACUGCUGAGAAGGAAGAAAUUUAUAAAGCAGAUGCGAGGCCUGAGGGAAAAAUAGCGAAUAUCGAACUUACGGAAACAAGACCUGGUGCUAGUGUUCUCGAAGUAAUUCCGCAUGAUUUCGAAAAUAUCUACACACCAGAUAUUAGACCGGAGACUUAUACAAUUGAAUCAUCUAUAACUGGUCAUACUGUCGCAUCGAAGGCAGAAAUCUUAGUGGAACAAAGCGCUGGAAAAAUAAAGAGCGAUCUACCGAAAUCAAGCAAAGCGAUAUUACAGCAAGAAGCUCUGGAAGAAUUGAUAGUAACAGAGACAAAUAUCAGUGAAGCGGAACGAAUCAGAGAAGAAGAUAUAUGUCCUAUUAAACAGAACGCUGCAGUCGAAAUAUGUGCCCAAUCCGAAAAAUUGACUGUCACUGAAAUAACGACGAUAAUGAAGGAGGAGGAAUUGUCAGUGGAGAAAUUACCAGACAAACGGAAAGUUGUAUUGGACAUAACCGGAGGCCAUGAAAUAGCCGAGACGCAGGAAAUGAUUCUUGCGAACAAUAUAAGCGAUUUGAAGGAAGAAAAGCCGAAUCGGGAAAGUGCCAAUCAAUUACAGAGCGGAUUAGAUGUUGUACAGCAAAUGGAAGUAUCAGUAUCCGAGAAAGAAUCACCUUUAACAGCAGACGUAAAACCCGAUGCCAAAAAGAUCGGCAUUACUUUUCAAGAAGGAGAAGGUAUAAUGAUUGCGAUCACACAUCCCGAAGACAAAGAAGAUAUACUUGGUGAGAAACCGGUGCCAAAGACUGCUGAAGCUGUAAUUGAUAUGGUAACACAAAAAAUAGCAUCAAAAUAUGAAAUUAUUAGCAAUAUCGCUCCAACCGAAUUAUCUACCGUCUCUACACAGGAAGUGCGUCCUAAAACGACAUUAUUGCCAUUUGAGACAGUUAUCACUGAAGAAGUACAAACGAGGGAGACUGAGAAACUUCUUCCUUAUAUACCAGCGCCAGAGAAAAUAGCUAAUCUUGAAUUUAUAAUGGGCGAGAGUCUCGUUAUUUCAUCUAUUACAGCAGAGGAUAAGGAAAGUACACUCACAGAAAUGGAAAAACCGGAAUCUAAAUCUGCUAUAUUUGAUAUUCCGACUCAUAUAGUGGCGCAAGCUGCCGAGGUAACUGCGACUGAUAAUAUCAGCGAAUUAAAACGCGAAGAAACGAUCUCUGCAAUGGCUACGACCGAACACAUCACUCAUCAUAGCAUUGUAGCAUCAGAGACAUCGAUCGGAGAUUCGGAACAGCCGAUGGUUGAUUUCGUCAAGCCAGAUAAGAAAAAAGUCGACGUGUCGUUCGAAGAAGAAGUGAGCGUAAUGGUAAUUGAAACGAUUCCAUCUGACAAGGAACGAGAAUACUUGAAGAAACCGGAUAUUCCAGGUGAAAAAAUCACUACAAGUUUCGAUGCACAUAAAAUCGCCGAACUUACAGAAAUUACACCAGCCACUUAUCUAGGAAGUCUCGAUGUGAAAGCACCAACAAGCGCAGCGGCAAAAGUAGAACGUUUGCCAUUUGAAAGCAUUGUUCAAAGCGAAACUGUUGCAACGGAAACCGAGAUAGAAUUCAAGGAUAAACCUGUAAAAACCGAUACGGCUCAAAUAUCUAUCGACGAAAUUAUCAGUGCUACUAUGUCUACCGAAACUUUAGCCGAAAAGGAAGAUGUUCUUCGAAUUCCCGAAAGGCCUGCAGAGAAAAGAGCUGAUAUUCAAUUUACUGGGCGCAUAAUUGCCGAGAAAAGCGAAGUCACUCCAGAUUCUAGUAUGGGAGAAUUGGCAGACACGAAACCGACUUCUGUUUUAGCCGUACUCUCUAGCAUUCCGUUAGAGGCAGUAGUACGAACAGAAAUGCAAUUAACAGAAGCAGAGGCUAUACUCGAAAAAGAUAAAGUACCAUCAAUGUUUCAAGCAGACUCUUCUAUGAUAUUAGAACAAAGUCUACAAGUAUCUUCAGUAAUCUUGGAGGACAAGGAAAUCGAAUAUAAGCCGAAGGAAACACCGGAACCGAAAACAGCAGAAAAAACUCUAAUUGAAACCUAUGGCGUUGCCGAAACAACGAUGCAAGUUCCUGAUUUUAGUACUGGCGAAAUUGCCAGUGAAACACCGUUAGUUGCCGUCGCAAUUCCAGAUCACAUAGUUUUUAAUCCACUAAUGGAAUCACAACUUGUUGUUCAGGAGGGAGAAGAGCAAUUUGUCCCAGCAUUAAUACCAGAAAAUAAAACUGUAAAUAUUGAAAUGGAAGAAGGUAAAGCGAUUGUGAGUAUAGCGCAUGUAACAACUGUGGAUAAAGAAUCGCCAUACAUCGUCGAAGAGCAACCGCGUAAACAUGCGGCUUCAUUCGGAAUUGAUGCAACUCACGGUAUAGCCGAAACAAUCGCGAUAGAUAUCGAACAUUCUGUAGAAGAAAUCAUGAUAAAAAAACCAGAUGUUAAAACGGUCUCGUCUACGCAAGAAGUAUGUCAAAGUGUCUUAGUGACCGAAAGCACGAUUCAGGAUCAAGAAAAAUCCUUUGAAGGAAAAUUCAUACCAGACUCACAUAAAGUAGAAUGGUCUGUGGAAGAGGGUAAACACGUGACUUCUAUUACAGAAAUUAAAAUGGCUGACAAAGAAAUUCCCUUCGAAACCAUACAAGAAGAUAGAUCUCAUUCAGCGUUGCCGAUUAUUAUUCCUGGCUAUGAAGUCGCUGAGAGAUCUGAAAUAAUUCUUAAUUCGAGUAUAGGUGAAAUGAGCGAGAGUGCAGCACCGACGAAAGCAAUUGCACAAAUUGGACAGAAACCUUUUGAGACGGUGCAACUGAUUGAACAAGUUCCUGUGGAGAAAGAAAUAGACAAAAUUCAGGAAACACCAUUGACAAAAACGAGCGCGCAUGUCGUUUUAGAUGAAAAUAGAUUUGUCGCUAUCACGGAAUCUACUACUACUCAAGAUGUCGAAACAGAAUUUACCACGAAAAAAUUACGUCAAGAGGCAGCUAAUCUUUUGAUGGAAGGCAAAGAAGUAGCAGAACUAAUGGAAGUUAAUUUACGCGAAGGACUUGGAGAAUUACCUGCAGCAUUAAAACCAAUUACAUAUGAGGCACGUCAGACACAAUCUAUCUUAGAAAGUAUUGAUAUUAGCGAAACGGUUUCUCAGGAACAAAGUACGAUAUUUAUCGACAAAUUCAAACCUGAUAAACGUAGUGCCGAUAUUAGUUUUGUAGAAGGAAAAAGUAUCAAUGUGGCUCAUGUCGUAACACAGGACAAAGAAGGUACGAUACAAAUUCCGAAAUAUGAAGAGAGUACAGCUGAUAUAAAAUUAACAAAGCUUGGCAUGGAUAUUGCACAAAAAGCUCAAAUUUUUAUUGAGCAAAAUACCGGUUUGGUUAAACCUUUCGAGAAGAUUGUAGCGGAAGCUCAUUCACAGCAAGAUGUCUUGCAACCUAUCGUCAUUGAAGAAAUUCCCAGCGUAGAAAGUGAAGGAGUCUUUGAUAAAUAUCCGAAAACAAUAUCCACUACAGCUGUGCCAACAUUCGAAGAGGAUCAUAGCGUAUUUAUCACGGAAAUAACAUCUGGCGAAGUUGAAGAGUCACUGGAGGAGAAGAGACACGAAGUGUCUCAAACAGCUGUCCGCACUAUCGUUACUGAACGCGAUACUAUAGAAACUGUAAUGGUAGAAUCACGAGUUGAUGUACCUGAACAAAUUCCAGAUCGUACUUUAAUACCUCAAGUGGCUGCGCCAAUCAGAGAUAUGUUUGAAAGUGUCAUUGUUAACGAAAAUCUCGUCGAAGAAAGUGAGAAGAUCUUCGAAGGUCUUUUUAAACCUGAAAUGCAAAAAGCAAGCAUUGAUAUAUCAGAAGUAAAAUCGUUGCAAAUUUCAGAAACAAUUACUGAAGACAAAGAAGAAACGUUAGAUGUCAUUUCAAAACUAAAUGAAGUCAAAGCUACGCCUGACAUUGAUCUAUUCCAAACUGUCGAAGGUACUUUCGUAGAGAGUAUACAAAGUACUCAAGAACUUCGCGAGAAAAAACCAUUUCCCUCUCAAGCUACCUUGAUUCAAACAACGAUGGAAACGAUAGUGAGAUCCGAAACAACACCAGUCGAAAAAGAGGAAACAUUUGAUGGCAAACUUAAACCUGAAGAACAAAAAGGGAAGCCGCAAUUCGAUGGUCUUACUACAGUUGUAAUUACCGAGAUAGCUUCUAAUGAAAUAGAGGACACUUUGCCUAAAACCGUUGCACCAAAAUUACAACAGGCACAACCAAACUUAACUGGUAGAGAAGCUGCAGAAACUCUUCAAAUAGUUACAGCGAAUACGACCGAAGAUCUUGUAAAAACUGCUAAAUUAAACGAAGAAAAAGGUAAACCAGAACUUGAAGAAUUAGUAUCUGUGAAUGUCUCUGAAAUCAUUUCCAAUGAAGUUGAAGACGUUCUAAUUAGCAAAACUACUCCAAAAGAUCACAAGGCUGAUUUCAGUAUUUCUGGCAGAGAAAUCGCCGAAAUAAUUCAAGUAACAGCAUUGUCCGAGACUGAUGAGCUCGCUAUAAAAUCACCAGAAAAACAGAAAGGUAAACAACAAGUAGAUGAAUUAACUUCGUUGACUAUUUCACAAGUAAUUUCUAAUGAAAUUGAAGAAAAGUUAAUUAGUGCCGAGCUUCCUAUAGAGAAAACAGCUCAUCCAAAUGUGAUUGGUAGAGAUAUCGCAGAAACUACAUUAGUCAUGACAAUGGCCAGCACCGAAGAAUUUGUUUCUAAAAAAGAAACUGAAGAACAGCGAGGUAAGCCUAGUAUUGAAGAACUUACGUCCUUAACAAUUUCGCAAAUAGAAUCACAGGAAAGUGAAAAUGUCCUCACUAGUCCUACAGUACCAACCGAAAAAACGGCGCAAACAAGUAUGCAUGGUCGAGAUGUAGCUGAGACUACGGAAAUAACAACUAUGUCAAAUGUAGAUGAAUUUGUUGAAAUUCCGAAACCUGAGAAACAAAAGGGAAAACCGAAUCUCGAGGAGUUAUUAUCCUUGAAUAUAAUCCAAACUGUUUCUAAUGAAACGGAAGCUUUGUUGCCUAGCCCGGAGGUACCUAUAGAAAAGAUUGCGCAAGCCAAUUUACUUGGUAGAGAUGCAGCUGAAACAAGUCAAAUUUUAACGCUGAUGAAUACAGAAGAACUUUUAAAACAAGUAACACCUGAUGAACGUAAGGGGGAGUUCAAAGUGGAAGAAUUAUCCUCAUUAACUGUCUCUCAGGUACUAUCUCAUGAAACUGAAAGAAUUUUUGAAAGUUCUGCCACACCCACUGUACUUACAGCAAUGCCUAUGAUGUCCGGUAGAGAAAUUGCCGAAACUUCUCAAGUGCUCACUGUUACAAAUGUUGAAGAAUUUUCGAAACCCAAAAGUCCAGAAGAACAAAAAGGUAAACCACACUUGGAUGAAUUUCCAUCACUAAUGGUUUCUGAAGUAAUAUCUACCGAGACAGAGAUGCAAUUGCCGAGCCCGGAAAAGUUAGAUGAGAAAAAAGCCGCACCGUGUCUUUCAGGAAGGGAGAUAGCUCAGAAAAUCGAAAUUAUAACUGCCGCAAACGUCGAACAAAUACCAGAAGUAAAAAAGGAAGACGGUCAAAAAGGGAAACCAAAUAUCGAAGAGAUGAGUUUCAUUACUGUAUCCGAAGUAAUUUCUACGGAAGCAGAACAAGAAUUGCCAAGCCAAGAAACUCCAAAAGAACGUAUAGCUCUGCCAAAAGUAUCUAGUAUAGAAGUCGCAGAAACAUCAGAAAUUUUAACAAUGAGUAAUGUCGAGGAAUUUGCAAAACCAGAAAUUCCUGAGGAACAUAAGGGUAGACCGAAUUUAGAAGAAUUAAUGUCAUUAUCAAUCUCCGAAGUAGCUUACAGUGAAACGGAAAAAAGACUAUUAACUCCGGAAAAACCAAUCAAACAAAUAGCUGAACAGAGCAUGUUAAGUAUGCAUGUUGCCGAAAAGUCUCAAGUGAUUGCAUCAUCAAUAACGGAAGAGAUAAAAGAAUCUGCCAAACCAGAAAUAAAGAAAAUAACACCAGAACAAAUACCAUUUGAGAGUAUACAACAAAUAGAGUCGAUUCCUCAUGACAGUGAACGCUUACUUAUUCUCGAUAAAGAAGCACCAAGUAUAACGGCUGACGUUUCAUUUCGUGUUUCCGAGGGUAUUGAAGUUAUACAAGUAACCGCGACUGAGAAGGAAACAAAAGAUGUUGUGAAAAAUUUGGAGUUAACUAAACAAGUAGCUGAACCAAGUAUGCUGGGUAUGCGCGUUGCCGAAAAGUCCCAAGUGGUUACAUCGUCAAUAACGGAGGAAAUAAUAGAAACUAUUAAACCUGAAAUGAAGAAAAUAACACCGGAACAGAUUCCAUUUGAGAGUAUACAACAAAUAGAAUCAAUUCCUCAUGAAAGCGAACGGUCGCUUGUUCUUGACGAAGUCGCACCAAGUACAACUGCUGAAAUUUCAUUCCGCGUUUCCGAAGGUGUCGAAGUUAUACAAGUAACCGCAACGGAAAAGGAAACAAAGGAUGUCGUAAAAGGUACAGCAGAAUUAACUGAACAAUUAGCCGAACCGAGUAUGUUAGGUAUGCAUGUUGCCGAAAAGUCUCAAGUGAUUGCGUCGUCAAUAACGGAAGAGAUAAAAGAAUCUGCCAAACCGGAAGUAAAGAAAAUAACACCAGAACAAAUACCAUUUGAGAGUAUACAACAAAUGGAGUCGAUUCCUCAUGACAGUGAACGAUUGCUUAUUCUCGAGAAGGAAGCACCAAGUACAACAGCCGAAAUUUCAUUCCGUGUUUCCGAAGGUGUCGAAGUUAUACAAGUAACCGCAACGGAAAAGGAAACAAAGGAUGUCGUAAAAGGUACAGCAGAAUUAACUGAACAAUUAGCCGAACCGAGUAUGUUAGGUAUGCAUGUUGCCGAAAAGUCUCAAGUGAUUGCGUCGUCAAUAACGGAAGAGAUAAAAGAAUCUGCCAAACCGGAAGUAAAGAAAAUAACACCAGAACAAAUACCAUUUGAGAGUAUACAACAAAUGGAGUCGAUUCCUCAUGACAGUGAACGAUUGCUUAUUCUCGAGAAGGAAGCACCAAGUACAACAGCCGAAAUUUCAUUCCGUGUUUCCGAAGGUGUCGAAGUUAUACAAGUAACCGCAACGGAAAAGGAAACAAAGGAUGUCGUAAAAGGUACAGCAGAAUUAACUGAACAAUUAGCCGAACCGAGUAUGUUAGGUAUGCAUGUUGCCGAAAAGUCUCAAGUGAUUGCGUCGUCAAUAACGGAAGAGAUAAAAGAAUCUGCCAAACCGGAAGUAAAGAAAAUAACACCAGAACAAAUACCAUUUGAGAGUAUACAACAAAUGGAGUCGAUUCCUCAUGACAGUGAACGGUUGCUUAUUCUCGACAAGGAAGCACCAAGUACAACAGCCGAAAUUUCAUUCCGUGUUUCCGAAGGUGUCGAAGUUAUACAAGUAACCGCAACAGAAAAAGAAACAAAGGAUGUCGUAAAAGGUACAGCAGAAUUAACUGAACAAUUAGCCGAACCGAGUAUGUUAGGUAUGCAUGUUGCCGAAAAGUCUCAAGUGAUUGCGUCAUCAAUAACGGAAGAGAUAAAAGAAUCUGCCAAACCGGAAGUAAAGAAAAUAACACCAGAACAAAUACCAUUUGAGAGUAUACAACAAAUGGAGUCGAUUCCUCAUGACAGUGAACGAUUGCUUAUUCUCGACAAAGAAACACCAAGUAUAGCGGCUGACGUUUCAUUCCGUGUUUCCGAAGGUGUCGAAGUUAUACAAGUAACCGCAACAGAAAAAGAAACAAAGGAUGUCGUAAAAGGUACAGCAGAAUUAACUGAACAAUUAGCCGAAUCGAGUAUGUUUGGUAUGCGUGUUGCCGAAAAGUCUCAAGUAAUUACAUCAUCAACAACGGAGGAAAUAACAGAAUUUACUAAACCUGAGAUGAAGAAAAUAAUACCACAACAAAUACCAUUCGAGAGUAUACAACAAAUAGAGUCGAUACCUCAUGAAAGCGAACGCUCGCUUGUUCUCGACAAAGAAGCACCAAGUACGAUAGCUGAAAUUUCAUUCCGCGUUUCCGAAGCUGUUGAAGUUACUCAAAUAACUGCAACUGAAAAGGAAACAAAAGAUGUGAAAGAUUUGACGGAAUUAACAAAACAAAUAGCCGAGCAAAGUAUGUUAGGUAUACGCGUUGCUGAAAAAUCUCAAGUAAUUACAUCAUCAACAACGGAAGAGAUGAAAGAAUCUACUAAACCAGAAAUAAAGAAAAUAACACCAGAACAAAUUCCGUUUGAGAGUAUACAACAAACAGAGUCAAUUCCUCAUGAAAGUGAACAAUCGCUUGUUCUCGACAAAGAUGCACCAAGUACAACAGCCGAAAUUUCAUUCCGCAUUUCCGAAGGUGUCGAAGUUAUUCAAGUAACCGCUACAGAAACAGAAUCAAAAGAAAUUGUAAAAGGUAUGGCUAAAGAAGCAAGUGCGCAAGCUGAUAUAAUUGAGCGCAAAGUUGCUUUAAAAACCGAAAUCCUUCCGGAAAACAUAGCAUCUGAAUUCAUUAUCACAAAACCAGAAAGUAAAUUGGCUCACGGAAUAAAAGACGAGAAACAGAGUGUGAUUGUUACUGAAUUACAACAUGCUGCAGAAAUUGAAUCAAAUCUGCCCGAACCCGUAAUACCAUUAGCAAAAUUAGCGAGCACAUCUAUCGAAGCAGACUACUUGGAAAAAAUUGUGGAAAUCACUGCAGCAACAGCCCAACAACAUCAUAUCACUAUUACACCACACAUUACAAAACACGAAACAACACAACCAUCGAUUGAUUCUGACACUGAAAUCACUGAGGAAUAUACCACUAAAUUUAGACGUGGCAGUAAAGACAAUGAAACUGCAGCAGUGAAAACAAAGAAAACGACAAUUCGAAAAAAGAAACCAAGUACCGAAUCCGAAGAAAAAGUUGUUGUAAUAGAAGAAGAACUUGAAAACAUAAAAUCAAAAAUACCAUCGAUACCAAAAAAGCAGUUCAUGCAAAUUGAAGAAGUAACAGAAAUGUAUGGAAUAGAAGAAGUAAGUCCAACAAAAAUUGAAGAAUGGGAAGAAAUACCACAAACUAAAGAAUUAAAAUCAGAACAGUCAGAAAAGAAGCAUGAAACACUAAUAAAAGACCAAGACAAAGACAUGAAACAGAUUCCUGUGACAACAAUUACGAAGGAACCCUUACAGGAAAAUAUUGAAAAAAUUGUGUUACAUCUACCACAACCAGAAUAUAAAAAACCAACUGAGGAAAAAGAGUUGAAAGAACAAGUUACCGAAGAAAUAACCGAAGAAGUAACAGAAGGCAAGAAGCCAAAGAAAAUCACAAAGAAGAAAAUUAUUAAAGGAAAGCAAGUAACGGAAGAAAUAACUGCAGAAGAAUACAGACAGUCCCCUGUAACAACGAUCACAGAAGGUCCUCUAGAAGAAAUUGUAAUUCCUACACUUCAGCUUGAAUUUGCAAAACCUACCAAAGAGGAAGAGAUAAGAGAAGAAGUUACAGUAACUGAGGAAAUAGUAGAAGGCAAGAAACCAAAGAAAAUUACAAAGAAAAAAAUUAUCAAACGUAAAGGUAAGAAACAGCAAGUAACGGAAGAAGUUACUGUCGAAGAGAAAGGGGAGUCUCCUGUUACAACAAUCACAGAGGGUCCUCUGGAGGAAAUUGUUGAAGACACUAUAAUACCUUUACCCCAGGUUGAAUUUGCAAAAUCUAUCGAAGUGGAAGAGGUAAGAGAACAAGUUACAGUAACUGAGGAAGAAGUGGAAGGCAAGAAACCAAAGAAAAUUACAAAGAAGAAAAUUAUCAAACGUAAAGGAAAGAAACAACAAGUAACGGAAGAAGUUACUGUCGAAGAGAAAGGGGAGUCUCCUGUUACAACAAUCACAGAGGGUCCUCUAGAAGAAAUUGUUGAAGACACUAUAAUACCUUUACCCCAGGUUGAAUUUGCAAAACCUGUCGAAGUGGAAGAGGUAAGAGAACAAGUUACAGUAACUGAGGAAGAAGUGGAAGGCAAGAAACCAAAGAAAAUUACGAAGAAGAAAAUUAUCAAACGUAAAGGAAAGAAACAGCAAAUAACGGAAGAAGUUACUGUCGAAGAGAAAGGGGAGUCUCCUGUUAGAACAAUCACAGAGGGUCCUCUAGAGGAAAUUGUUGAAGACACUAUAAUAUCUUUACCCCAGGUUGAAUUUGCAAAACCUGUCGAAAUGGAAGAAGUAAGAGAACAAGUUACAGUAACAGAGGAAGUAGUGGAAGGCAAGAAACCAAAGAAAAUUACGAAGAAAAAAAUUAUCAAACGUAAAGGUAAGAAACAGCAAGUAACAGAAGAAGUUAUUGUCGAAGAGAAAGGAAAAUCUCCUGUAACAACAAUCACAGAGGGUCCUCUAGAAGAAAUUGUUGAAGAAACGAUAAUGCCUUUACCCCAGCUUGAAUUUGCUAAACCUAUCGAAGUGGAAGAAGUAAGUGAACAAGUUACAGUAUCCGAGGAAGUAGUGGAAGGCAAGAAACCGAAGAAAAUUACCAAGAAGAAAAUUAUCAAACGUAAAGGUAAGAAACAGCAAGUAACAGAAGAAGUUACUGUUGAAGAGAAAGGAAAAUCUCCUGUCACAACAAUCACAGAGGGUCCUCUAGAGGAAAUUGUUGAAGACAUUAUAAUAUCUUUACCCCAGGUUAAAUUUGCAAAACCUGUCGAAGUGGAAGAAGUAAGAGAACAAGUUACAGUAACAGAGGAAGUAGUGGAAGGCAAGAAACCAAAGAAAAUUACGAAGAAGAAAAUUAUCAAACGUAAAGGAAAGAAACAGCAAAUAACGGAAGAAGUUACUGUCGAAGAGAAAGGGGAGUCUCCUGUUAGAACAAUCACAGAGGGUCCUCUAGAGGAAAUUGUUGAAGACACUAUAUCUUUACCCCAGGUUGAAUUUGCAAAACCUGUCGAAGUGGAAGAAGUAAGAGAACAAGUUACAGUAACAGAGGAAGUAGUGGAAGGCAAGAAACCAAAGAAAAUUACGAAGAAAAAAAUUAUCAAACGUAAAGGUAAGAAACAGCAAGUAACAGAAGAAGUUAUUGUCGAAGAGAAAGGAAAAUCUCCUGUAACAACAAUCACAGAGGGUCCUCUAGAAGAAAUUGUUGAAGAAACGAUAAUGCCUUUACCCCAGCUUGAAUUUGCUAAACCUAUCGAAGUGGAAGAAGUAAGUGAACAAGUUACAGUAUCCGAGGAAGUAGUGGAAGGCAAGAAACCGAAGAAAAUUACCAAGAAAAAAAUUAUCAAACGUAAAGGUAAGAAACAGCAAGUAACAGAAGAAGUUACUGUUGAAGAGAAAGGAAAAUCUCCUGUCACAACAAUCACAGAGGGUCCUCUAGAGGAAAUUGUUGAAGACACUAUAUUAUCUUUACCCCAGGUUGAAUUUGCAAAACCUGUCGAAGUGGAAGAAGUAAGAGAACAAGUUACUGUAACAGAGGAAGUAGUGGAAGGCAAGAAACCAAAGAAAAUUACGAAGAAAAAAAUUAUCAAACGUAAAGGUAAGAAACAGCAAGUAACAGAAGAAGUUACUGUCGAAGAGAAAGGAAAAUCUCCUGUAACAACAAUCACAGAGGGUCCUCUAGAAGAAAUUGUUGAAGAAACGAUAAUGCCUUUACCCCAGCUUGAAUUUGCUAAACCUAUCGAAGUGGAAGAAGUAAGUGAACAAGUUACAGUAUCCGAGGAAGUAGUGGAAGGCAAGAAACCGAAGAAAAUUACCAAGAAAAAAAUUAUCAAACGUAAAGGUAAGAAACAGCAAGUAACAGAAGAAGUUACUGUUGAAGAGAAAGGAAAAUCUCCUGUCACAACAAUCACAGAGGGUCCUCUAGAGGAAAUUGUUGAAGACACUAUAAUAUCUUUACCCCAGGUUGAAUUUGCAAAACCUGUCGAAGUGGAAGAAGUAAGAGAACAAGUUACAGUAACAGAGGAAGUAGUGGAAGGCAAGAAACCAAAGAAAAUUACGAAGAAAAAAAUUAUCAAACGUAAAGGUAAGAAACAGCAAGUAACAGAAGAAGUUACUGUCGAAGAGAAAGGAAAAUCUCCUGUCACAACAAUCACAGAGGGUCCUCUAGAGGAAAUUUUUGAAGACACUAUAAUAUCUUUACCCCAGGUUGAAUUUGCAAAACCUGUCGAAGUGGAAGAAGUAAGAGAACAAGUUACAGUAACAGAGGAAGUAGUGGAAGGCAAGAAACCAAAGAAAAUUACGAAGAAAAAAAUUAUCAAACGUAAAGGUAAGAAACAGCAAAUAACAGAAGAAGUUACUGUCGAAGAGAAAGGAAAAUCUCCUGUCACAACAAUCACAGAGGGUCCUCUAGAGGAAAUUUUUGAAGACACUAUAAUAUCUUUACCCCAGGUUGAAUUUGCAAAACCUGUCGAAGUGGAAGAAGUAAGAGAACAAGUUACAGUAACAGAGGAAGUAGUGGAAGGCAAGAAACCAAAGAAAAUUACGAAGAAAAAAAUUAUCAAACGUAAAGGUAAGAAACAGCAAGUAACAGAAGAAGUUACUGUCGAAGAGAAAGGAAAAUCUCCUGUCACAACAAUCACAGAGGGUCCUCUAGAGGAAAUUUUUGAAGACACUAUAAUAUCUUUACCCCAAGUUGAAUUUGCAAAACCUGUCGAAGUGGCAGAAGUAAGAGAACAAGUUACAGUAACAGAGGAAGUAGUGGAAGGCAAGAAACCAAAGAAAAUUACGAAGAAAAAAAUUAUCAAACGUAAAGGUAAGAAACAGCAAGUAACAGAAGAAGUUACUGUCGAAGAGAAAGGAAAAUCUCCUGUCACAACAAUCACAGAGGGUCCUCUAGAGGAAAUUUUUGAAGACACUAUAAUAUCUUUACCCCAGGUUGAAUUUGCAAAACCUGUCGAAGUGGAAGAAGUAAGAGAACAAGUUACAGUAACAGAGGAAGUAGUGGAAGGCAAGAAACCAAAGAAAAUUACGAAGAAAAAAAUUAUCAAACGUAACGGUAAGAAACAGCAAGUAACAGAAGAAGUUACUGUCGAAGAGAAAGGAAAAUCUCCUGUAACAACAAUCACAGAGGGUCCUCUAGAAGAAAUUGUUGAAGACACUAUAAUACCUUUACCCCAGGUUGAAUUUGCAAAACCUGUCGAAGUGGAAGAGGUAAGAGAACAAGUUACAGUUACAGAGGAAGAAGUGGAAGGCAAGAAACCAAAGAAAAUUACAAAGAAGAAAAUUAUCAAACGUAAAGGAAAGAAACAACAAGUAACGGAAGAAGUUACUGUCGAAGAGAAAGGGGAGUCUCCUGUUACAACAAUCACAGAGGGUCCUCUGGAGGAAAUUGUUGAAGACACUAUAAUACCUUUACCGCAGGUUGAAUUUGCAAAACCUAUCGAAGUGGAAGAGGUAAGAGAACAAGUUACAGUAACAGAGGAAGUAGUGGAAGGCAAGAAACCAAAGAAAAUUACCAAGAAAAAAAUUAUCAAACGUAAAGGUAAGAAACAGCAAGUAACAGAAGAAGUUACUGUCGAAGAGAAAGGAAAAUCUCCUGUCACAACAAUCACAGAGGGUCCUCUAGAGGAAAUUUUUGAAGACACUAUAAUAUCUUUACCCCAAGUUGAAUUUGCAAAACCUGUCGAAGUGGCAGAAGUAAGAGAACAAGUUACAGUAACAGAGGAAGUAGUGGAAGGCAAGAAACCAAAGAAAAUUACGAAGAAAAAAAUUAUCAAACGUAAAGGUAAGAAACAGCAAGUAACAGAAGAAGUUACUGUCGAAGAGAAAGGAAAAUCUCCUGUAACAACAAUCACAGAGGGUCCUCUAGAAGAAAUUGUUGAAGACACUAUAAUACCUUUACCCCAGGUUGAAUUUGCAAAACCUGUCGAAGUGGAAGAGGUAAGAGAACAAGUUACAGUUACAGAGGAAGAAGUGGAAGGCAAGAAACCAAAGAAAAUUACAAAGAAGAAAAUUAUCAAACGUAAAGGAAAGAAACAACAAGUAACGGAAGAAGUUACUGUCGAAGAAAAAGGGGAGUCUCCUGUUACAACAAUCACAGAGGGUCCUCUGGAGGAAAUUGUUGAAGACACUAUAAUACCUUUACCGCAGGUUGAAUUUGCAAAACCUAUCGAAGUGGAAGAGGUAAGAGAACAAGUUACAGUAACAGAGGAAGUAGUGGAAGGCAAGAAACCAAAGAAAAUUACGAAGAAAAAAAUUAUCAAACGUAAAGGUAAGAAACAGCAAGUAACAGAAGAAGUUACUGUCGAAGAGAAAGGAAAAUCUCCUGUCACAACAAUCACAGAGGGUCCUCUAGAGGAAAUUUUUGAAGACACUAUAAUAUCUUUACCCCAAGUUGAAUUUGCAAAACCUAUCGAAGUGGAAGAGGUAAGAGAACAAGUUACAGUAACAGAGGAAGUAGUGGAAGGCAAGAAACCAAAGAAAAUUACGAAGAAAAAAAUUAUCAAACGUAAAGGUAAGAAACAGCAAGUAACAGAAGAAGUUACUGUCGAAGAGAAAGGAAAAUCUCCUGUCACAACAAUCACAGAGGGUCCUCUAGAGGAAAUUUUUGAAGACACUAUAAUAUCUUUACCCCAAGUUGAAUUUGCAAAACCUAUCGAAGUGGAAGAGGUAAGAGAACAAGUUACAGUAACAGAGGAAGUAGUGGAAGGCAAGAAACCAAAGAAAAUUACGAAGAAAAAAAUUAUCAAACGUAAAGGUAAGAAACAGCAAGUAACAGAAGAAGUUACUGUCGAAGAGAAAGGAAAAUCUCCUGUCACAACAAUCACAGAGGGUCCUCUAGAGGAAAUUUUUGAAGACACUAUAAUAUCUUUACCCCAGGUUGAAUUUGCAAAACCUGUCGAAGUGGAAGAAGUAAGAGAACAAGUUACAGUAACAGAGGAAGUAGUGGAAGGCAAGAAACCGAAGAAAAUUACCAAGAAAAAAAUUAUCAAACGUAAAGGUAAGAAACAGCAAGUAACAGAAGAAGUUACUGUUGAAGAGAAAGGAAAAUCUCCUGUCACAACAAUCACAGAGGGUCCUCUAGAGGAAAUUGUUGAAGACACUAUAUUAUCUUUACCCCAGGUUGAAUUUGCAAAACCUGUCGAAGUGGAAGAAGUAAGAGAACAAGUUACUGUAACAGAGGAAGUAGUGGAAGGCAAGAAACCAAAGAAAAUUACGAAGAAAAAAAUUAUCAAACGUAAAGGUAAGAAACAGCAAGUAACAGAAGAAGUUACUGUCGAAGAGAAAGGAAAAUCUCCUGUAACAACAAUCACAGAGGGUCCUCUAGAAGAAAUUGUUGAAGAAAUGAUAAUGCCUUUACCCCAGGUUGAAUUUGCCAAACCUAUCGAAGUGGAAGAAGUAAGUGAACAAGUUACAGUAACCGAGGAAGUAAUGGAAGGCAAGAAACCGAAGAAAAUUACAAAGAAAAAAAUUAUCAAACGUAAAGGUAAAAAACAGCAAGUAACAGAAGAAGUUACUGUCGAAGAGAAAGGAAAAUCUCCUGUAACAACAAUCACAGAGAGUCCUCUAGAAGAAAUUGUUGAAGACACCAUAAUGCCUUUACCUCAGCUUGAAUUUGCAAAACCCACCGAAGAGGAAGAGAUAAAAGAAGAAGUUACAGUAACUGAGGAAAUAGCAGAAGGCAAGAAACCAAAGAAAAUUACAAAGAAAAAAAUUACCAAACGUAAAGGAAAGAAACAGCAAGUAACGGAAGAAGUUACUAUCGAAGAGAAAGGAAAAUCUCCUGUAACAACAAUCACAGAGGGUCCUCUAGAAGAAAUUGUUGAAGAAACGAUAAUGCCUUUACCCCAGCUUGAAUUUGCUAAACCUAUCGAAGUGGAAGAAGUAAGUGAACAAGUUACAGUAUCCGAGGAAGUAGUGGAAGGCAAGAAACCGAAGAAAAUUACCAAGAAAAAAAUUAUCAAACGUAAAGGUAAGAAACAGCAAGUAACAGAAGAAGUUACUGUUGAAGAGAAAGGAAAAUCUCCUGUCACAACAAUCACAGAGGGUCCUCUAGAGGAAAUUGUUGAAGACACUAUAUUAUCUUUACCCCAGGUUGAAUUUGCAAAACCUGUCGAAGUGGAAGAAGUAAGAGAACAAAUUACUGUAACCGAGGAAGUAGUGGAAGGCAAGAAACCAAAGAAAAUUACGAAGAAAAAAAUUAUCAAACGUAAAGGUAAGAAACAGCAAGUAACAGAAGAAGUUACUGUCGAAGAGAAAGGACAGUCUCCUGUAACAACAAUCACAGAGGGUCCUCUAGAGGAAAUUGUUGAAGACACUAUAAUACCUUUACCCCAGCUUGAAUUUGCCAAACCUAUCGAAGUGGAAGAAGUAAGAGAACAAGUUACUGUAACCGAGGAAGUAGUGGAAGGAAAGAAACCAAAGAAAAUUACAAAGAAAAAAAUUACCAAACGUAAAGGAAAGAAACAGCAAGUAACGGAAGAAGUUACCAUCGAAGAGAAAGGACAGUCUCCUAUAACAACAAUCACAGAGGGUCCUCUAGAAGAAAUUGUUGAAGAAACUCUAACACCUCUACCUCAGCUUGAAUUUGCAAAGCCCACCGAAAAGGAAGAGGUAAGAGAACAAAUUACAAUAACCGAGGAAGUAGUUGAAGGCAAGAAACCAAAGAAAAUUACGAAGAAAAAAAUUAUCAAAUGUAAAGGUAAGAAACAGCAGGUAACAGAAGAAGUUACUGUCGAAGAGAAAGGACAGUCUCCUGUCACAACAAUCACAGAGGGUCCUCUGGAAGAAAUUGUCGAAGACACUAUAAUGCCUUUGCCCCAGCUUGAAUUUGCGAAACCUAUCGAAGUGGAAGAAGUAAGAGAACAAAUUACUGUAACCGAGGAAGUAGCGGAAGGCAAGAAACCGAAGAAAAUUACGAAGAAAAAAAUUAUCAAAUGUAAAGGGAAGAAACAGCAAGUAACGGAAGAAGUUACUGUGGAAGAGAAAGGACAGUCUCCUGUAACAACAAUCACGGAAGGUCCUCUGGAGGAAAUUGUUGAAGACACUAUAAUACCUUUACCCCAGCUUGAAUUUGCCAAACCUAUCGAAGUGGAAGAAGUAAGAGAACAAGUUACUAUAACCGAGGAAGUAGUGGAAGGAAAGAAACCAAAGAAAAUUACAAAGAAAAAAAUUACCAAACGUAAAGGUAUGAAACAGCAAGUAACAGAAGAAGUUACUGUCGAAGAGAAAGGACAGUCUCCUGUAACAACAAUCACGGAGGGUCCUCUGGAAGAAAUUGUCGAUGACACUGUAAUGCCUUUGCUCCAGCUUGAAUUUGCCAAACCUAUCGAAGUGGAAGAAGUAAGAGAACAAAUUACUGUAGCCGAAGAAGUAGUGGAAGGCAAGAAACCAAAGAAAAUUACGAAGAAAAAAAUUAUCAAACGUAAAGGAAAGAAACAGCAAGUAACGGAAGAAGUUACCGUCGAAGAGAAAGGACAGUCUCCUGUAACAACAAUCACAGAGGGUCCUCUGGAAGAAAUUGUCGAAGACACUGUAAUGCCUUUGCCCCAACUUGAAUUUGCGAAACCUAUCGAAGUGGAAGAAGUAAGAGAACAAAUUACUGUAACCGAGGAAGUAGUGGAAGGCAAGAAACCAAAGAAAAUUACGAAGAAAAAAAUUAUCAAACGUAAAGGAAAGAAACAGCAAGUAACGGAAGAAGUUACUGUGGAAGAGAAAGGACAGUCUGCUGUAACAACAAUCACGGAGGGUCCUCUGGAAGAAAUUGUCGAAGACACUGUAAUGCCUUUGCCCCAGCUUGAAUUUGCCAAACCUGUCGAAGUGGAAGAAGUAAGAGAACAAAUUACUGUAACCGAGGAAGUAGUGGAAGGCAAGAAACCAAAGAAAAUUACGAAGAAAAAAAUUAUCAAACGUAAAGGAAAGAAACAGCAAGUAACGGAAGAAGUUACCGUCGAAGAGAAAGGACAGUCUCCUGUAACAACAAUCACAGAGGGUCCUCUGGAAGAAAUUGUCGAAGACACUGUAAUGCCUUUGCCCCAACUUGAAUUUGCGAAACCUAUCGAAGUGGAAGAAGUAAGAGAACAAAUUACUGUAACCGAAGAAGUAGUGGAAGGCAAGAAACCAAAGAAAAUUACGAAGAAAAAAAUUAUCAAACGUAAAGGAAAGAAACAGCAAGUAACGGAAGAAGUUACUGUGGAAGAGAAAGGACAGUCUCCUGUAACAACAAUCACGGAGGGUCCUCUGGAAGAAAUUGUCGAAGACACUGUAAUGCCUUUGCCCCAGCUUGAAUUUGCCAAACCUAUCGAAGUGGAAGAAGUAAGAGAACAAAUUACUGUAACCGAGGAAGUAGUGCAAGGCAAGAAACCGAAGAAAAUUACGAAGAAAAAAAUUAUCAAACGUAAAGGAAAGAAACAGCAAGUAACGGAAGAAGUUACUGUCGAAGAGAAAGGACAGUCUCCUAUAACAACAAUCACUGAGGGUCCUCUAGAGGAAAUUGUUGAAGAAACAGUAAUGCCUCUACCCCGGCUUGGAUUUGCAAAACCUAUUCAGGAGGAGGAAUUAAAGGAACAAGUUACAUUAACCGAAGAAGUUCUGGAAGACAGGAAACCAAAGAAAAAAAUAGUCAAACAUAAAGAUCAGAAAGAACACGUAAUGGAUGACAAUAUAGAUAAAAAAGGACUUUCUCUUGAGACAACAUUUACAGAGGAUUCUCUAAAGAAACAUGAAGCGGUAGGAACUACAAUCAAUCUUCACGCAGACACUACACCGGAAAUACACGAUAAACUCAAACAUAAAAGUUUGAUUAAACAUUUAGAUACUGAAAUAAUGGUAGAAGAUAUUUUGAAAAAACCGAUGUAUCAGCAACUAGAAGAAAAAUAUGAAAUUCCGGAUGAAAGUGUAGAAGAAAUAGUGACAAAAACAGAAGAGACACAAAAGGCUCUACUUCUGUUAGAAGAAGAGGAAUCGGUAAAAGUUACAGAAACAGACAUCAGAGAAGUACCAGAAGAGAAAGAGGAAAUAUUUAUUACCGAAAUAGAGAAAACCGUCGAGACACCAACACAUAAAAUCACUAAAAUAAAGAAACAGCCAAAGAAAAAAGAUGAACGCGUUGACAUAAUUGAGAAAGUGACUGUAAAGUCGAAGGAUAAAACUAUGGAUGUAACUGAAAUGGAUGUAACUGAUGUCGAUAAAAAACCAAUUAAAAAAAUAAUUAAGAAGAAGCACUUGACUCAAGCUGGAGAUAUUCUUGAAGAAACUGUAGAGGAUAUUAUAACUGACAAGCCAAAGAAAGAAAAAGCAAAAUCUAUUAUAGAAGAAAGACAGGAAGCUAUUAUCACAGAGGUAAAAGAACAUAAAGCAGCUAUUAAGAUGCCAAAGGAAAAAAUGGAUAUUAAUGAAGAAAUAAUAGAAACUGUUGAAACACCUACGAAAAAAAUUGUCAAGAAGAAAAAGCUGACAACAAAAGAUGACAGUGAACAAAUUAUUGAAGAAAUUGUGCAGAAACCAUCUGAGAAAGCUGAAAUAAUAGAGAAAGACAAAAUAGUUGAAAUAGUUAAAAUGCCAAUAGAAAAAAUCGUUAAAAAGAAAAAGGCUAAAGCUUUUGAUGAUAAUGUUCCAGAAGAAAUUGUUGAAGAAAUUCUUAUAGAAAAACCGAAGGAAGAACAAGCUCGAACUGCAUUCUCUCCAAGAGAGAGUAUUGAAGUGACGCAGAUCUUAACCGAAUCAUCCAUUUCCAAAAUCACAGAAGAUAAAGUUAAACUAAAAGAAGCUGUAAUAUGCAAAAAUGAAGAUGAAAAAGAUGUUUUGAAGAAAGUUUCUAAAGAAGAAACGAGUACGAUUCCUAUUCAAGAAGAAGUAACUGUCGAGAUUACUAAAGAUAUAACAAGUGAAAAACCAAAGGAAGAACAACUACAGUCAAUUAUUAUAACAGAAGAAGGACUCAGAGUGACUGAAACAAUUUCAAGCUCAACCACUGAGGAACUUCUCGAAAAACUAAAACCAAUUGAAGAAACAGCAAUGCCAAUUAAGGAUGCAAAGUCACAAAUCAAAAUAAAAGAAGUUACAGUAAAGAAAGCUCCUAAAAAGAUUAAGCCAAUAAAUGAAGAACAAAUCAAAGAAGAAAUUGUGGAAGAAAUUAUUUCAGAAAAACCAAUACAGGAAGAAGCAGAAAAGAUAAUAAUUACGAAUGAAGAGAUAGAGACCAUCGAAAUUAUUCCUGAAAUUGCAUCUAGCAAACUUGAUAAAGAUAAAAGACCGCAAGAAGAACAAGCCAUAUCUAUAGAAGAGACAAAAGAAGAUAUAAAAGUAAUAGAAGUACCCAUAAAAAGAGCACCUCUUAUUAAGAAAAAAGCCAAGGAAGUGAAAGAAAAGCGCCCGGAUGAAACAACGGAAGAAAUAAAAUUAAAAGAACUUAAGAAGGAAGAAGCUAAAGAAAAUAUAGAUUUACAAGAGAGUGUCGACAUUUCGGAAGUGACGAUAGAAAUGAUACCUGAAGAACUUGCCACGGAACAAACAUUCACUGAAAAGAAAGCAAAACCAAGUAUUAUACCUAUCGAAAAUAUCGAAAUUGCUGAAGUUAAAGUUUCUAUGCCAAAUGGUGAAGCAAUUAAGAAGAAAAAGUCAAAGGUUACUAUAGUUGAAGACAAGAAAGAGGAGAAACUCGUGGAAGAAAUAAUACCAAUGAAACCUAAGGAGGAAGAAACAAAAGUAGAUAAAGUAGAUAUUACAGAAGUAGCAGAAAUAAUUCCAGAACUUAAAAUUAAAGAUAUUCCUAAGGACAAACAACCUGAAGACAAAUUAGAAGUAGAAAUAACGCAACCCAUAGAAAUAAAGGAAGUCAAGAAAUUGAAAGAAGAAAUUGCAGAGGAAAAAUCUAUUGAACCUGAAAUAAUCGAGAAAGUGAAAGAAAAAAAGGUUAUCAAGAAAAAGAAAAAGAAGCCUACAAAAAAAGAUGAUAUAGAUGAUUGGGUAGAACCCGAAUAUGAAAGGCCUGUAUUAGAACCAAUGCCUGAAAAAAUUCAGUGGGAACCGACAAAAAAGAAAAAAGAAAAGGAAACAUUACCUGAAUCUAUGCAAAAACUGAUUCCGCAAAAAAUUGAGAGAAAAGAAAUGAAACCUACAAAAUUAAAAUAUAGUGAACCACAAGAAACAGUUCAAUUUGGUACAAUUAAAUUGAAAAAAGUAACAGUUGUUAAGAAAAAAGAAAUUAGCGAACCAAUAUUUCCUAAAAUUAUGUUACGUAGCAGAAUCACAUUUGUUGGUGAUUAUCCAUCAGAAAUACAAAUACCAAAAAUUACAUAUAUAGAAAAGAAUCCAGUACAAACUGGCAUUCUAUCUCGAAAUGCAGAAGAAGCUUUACAAGUUUUAAAGAAAAAAUAUAAAAAACCGAAAAUGUCAGAAAAAGAAUUAAUUGAAUUAGAAAAAUUAGAUAAAGAAUUUGAAGAAUUGAAGAAAGUGCCAUUAGAGAAAAUAGAUGAUAGAUCUAUUUACGAAAGAACACCUAAACAACCGGAAAAAGUACCAGAAGAACCGCAAAAAAUCAUUAUUGGAAAAGGUGAAAUAAAAGAAGAUUCUAAAAUUGUUCCGGAAGAAAUUAAGCUCAAGAAAAUACCAGAAAAGAAACCGGAAGAACUAAUAGAAAUUAAAGAGAAACCUAAAAAGAAAAAAUCUGUAGAAGAUGUGCCGCAGAAAAUAGAAGAAAAAUCUAAAGAAACAUUCGCUCAUGAUGAAUUCAAACCAUUAGAAUUUGAUAGACCAGAAAUUGAAAAAUAUAUACCAGAAGAUGUCGAAAUAACUAAAAAACCAGAACCUGAACCUAUUUCAAAACCAUAUGAAAGAUCUAAGAAAAAAGAACCAGAACAAGAUAUUGAACAAAUUCCAAUAAUAAAAGGAAUACCAAAACCUCCAGAGCCCGAAGAAGAACCCAAAGUCAAAUUCCGCAUACCAACUUCAGAAAAACCAGAAGAUGAACCUGAAACGAUAACCCUAAAAGGUUGGAAAAAAGAUAAGCCCAAAGAAGAAGAUACAAAAGAAUAUCCAACUAAAGAAAAAGAUGCUAUUCCAACAAUACCUAAAGAAGAUACUGAAGUUACAUUGAAAAAGAAACCAAAGAAAAAGAUAGUUAAAGAAGAAAGUGCUACACAAAUUAUUAUAAAGAAACCUAUUUCAAAAGAGGAAGAACAACUACCAGAAGAAGUUUCUGAAAAAGUUGCAAUAAAAAAACCUGAAAAGGAACCUAUAAAAGAGGAAACUGCGGAUGAAAUAACAAUUAAAAAACCAGUUGUUGAAGAAAAAAAAGAAGAGGUAAAAGAAAUUACAGAAGAAAUUACAUUAAAAAAGAAACUAAAGAAAAAACCUGUUACAGAGGAAACUAUUACCGAAAUAAUUGUAAAGAAAUCCGUUCCAAAGGAAGAAGAACAAGUACCAGAAGAAGUCUCUGAGAAAGUGGCAAUAAAGAAACCUAAAAAAGAACCUAUUAAAGAGGAAACUGCGGAUGAAGUGACGAUUAAAAAACCAAUCGUUGAAGAAGGAAAGGAAGAGGUAGAAGAAAUCACAGAAGAAGUCACAUUAAAAAAGAAGCCAAAGAAAAAGCCCAUCGUUGAGGAAUCUGCUGCCGAAAUAACUGUAAAGAAACCUGUUCCGAAGGAAGAAGAACAAGUACCAGAAGAAGUCUCUGAGAAAGUGGAAAUAAAGAAACCUAAAAAAGAACCUAUGAAAGAGGAAACUGCGGAUGAAGUAACGAUUAAAAAACCAAUCGUUGAAGAAGGAAAGGAAGAGGUAAAAGAAAUCACAGAAGAAGUCACAUUAAAAAAGAAGCCAAAGAAAAAGCCCAUCGUUGAGGAAUCUGCUGCCGAAAUAACUGUAAAGAAACCUGUUCCGAAAGAAGAAGAACAAGUACCAGAAGAAGUCUCUGAGAAAAUGGAAAUAAAGAAACCUAAAAAAGAACCUAUUAAAGAGGAAACUGCGGAUGAAGUGACGAUUAAAAAACCAAUCGUUGAAGAAGGAAAGGAAGAGGUAAAAGAAAUUACAGAAGAAGUUACAUUUAAAAAGAAGCCAAAGAAAAAGCCCAUCGUUGAGGAAUCUGCUGCCGAAAUAACUGUAAAGAAACCUGUUCCGAAGGAAGAAGAACAAGUACCAGAAGAAGUCUCUGAGAAAGUGGCAAUAAAGAAAUCUAAAAAAGAACCAAUUAAAGAGGAAACUGCGGAUGAAGUGACGAUUAAAAAACCAAUCGUUGAAGAAAGAAAAGAAGAGGUAGAAGAAAUCACAGAAGAAGUCACAUUAAAAAAGAAGCCAAAGAAAAAGCCCAUCGUCGAGGAAUCUGCUGCCGAAAUAACUGUAAAGAAACCUGUUCCGAAGGAAGAAGAACAAGUACCAGAAGAAGUCUCUGAGAAAGUGGCAAUAAAGAAACCUAAAAAAGAACCUAUCAAAGAGGAAACUGCGGAUGAAGUGACGAUUAAAAAACCAAUCGUUGAAGAAAGAAAAGAAGAGGUAAAAGAAAUCACAGAAGAAGUCACAUUAAAAAAGAAGCCAAAGAAAAAGCCCAUCGUCGAGGAAUCUGCUGCCGAAAUAACUGUAAAGAAACCUGUUCCGAAGGAAGAAGAACAAGUACCAGAAGAAGUCUCUGAGAAAGUGGAAAUAAAGAAACCUAAAAAAGAACCUAUUAAAGAGGAAACUGCGGAUGAAGUGACGAUUAAAAAACCAAUCGUUGAAGAAAGAAAGGAAGAGGUAGAAGAAAUCACAGAAGAAGUCACAUUAAAAAAGAAGCCAAAGAAAAAGCCCAUCGUUGAGGAAUCUGCUGCCGAAAUAACUGUAAAGAAACCUGUUCCAAAGGAAGAAGAACAAGUACCAGAAGAAGUCUCUGAGAAAGUGGCAAUAAAGAAACCUAAAAAAGAACCCAUCAAAGAGGAAACUGCGGAUGAAGUAACGAUUAAAAAACCAAUCGUUGAAGAAGGAAAGGAAGAGGUAGAAGAAAUCACAGAAGAAGUCACAUUAAAAAAGAAGCCAAAGAAAAAGCCCAUCGUUGAGGAAUCUGCUGCCGAAAUAACUGUAAAGAAACCUGUUCCGAAGGUAGAAGAACAAGUACCAGAAGAAGUUUCUGAGAAAGUAGCAAUAAAGAAACCUAAAAAGAAACCUAUCAAGGAAGAAGCCGCGGACGAAGUUACAAUUAAAAAAUCUGUUAUAGAAGAGAAACAUGAAGACAUCAUUGAAGAAGUUACUUUUAAACCAAAGCCAAGAAAAAAGAUUACCGAAACAGAAGAAAUAUCAGAAGUAACUAUUGCCAAGCCUGUAGAGGAAAAACAAAAACAAAAAGAAAUUACGGAUACAUCUACGGAUAUAUUGUUAAAGAAAAAGAAACCGGUGCCAACAGAUGAAGAAAUAAUUGUAGAGCAAUUAACUAUACAAAAGUUCGAGGAGACAGAAGAACCUAAGGAAGUAAUUGAAGAAUUCACAUUGAAACGUAAACCUCCGAAGAAAGCACCGAAACCAAUUGAAGAAAUUUAUGAAGAUGUUACUUUACGUAAAUUGCGACCAAAGAAAAAACCUAGAACGGAUAUCAAGGAAGUUACCGAAGUUGAAAAUGUGACAUUUAGACCACGCUCUACAAAAACAAAAGAAGAUGUUGAACAAGAAUUUAAAAUAUCAUUAAAUACAUAUGAAGAAGAAGAUAUUUCUAUGUCCGGUAAAGUCCGUCUAAAGCCAAAGAGACGUCCGCUUACAUUUUCCGAGGAAACUGGAGAAGAAACAAUCAAAAUUAUUCAAGAAAUUGAAGAUGGUUCUGGACCUGUUAUCGAAGAAAUCAUUGAUGAAUCAGAAGAGGAAGGUAAAGAAGGAUAUAGCGUCGAAGAACUUGACAUUGACGAAAUGAAUAUACCUUUGAGGCGAAAGAAAAAGAAACAAAAAACUCCGUAUACUGUAGAAGAAAUUGAAGAAAAUGAUGUUAAAGUACAGUUAAAACGUGAUAGGAAAUAUUCAUAUGAGGAAACCGACGUUGAAUCUUUGGCGCUGAAAUUGAAAAGCAAGAGACGUAUUUCUACGUAUGAAGAAGAAGAAGCUUCUCUCAGUAUUACUAAAGAGGAAGAAAUCGAAGAAGUCGACGAAGUAGAAUAUGUUGUUCGUGAUGGUGAUACAAUGUUCUCAAUUUGUUCUUAUGUGGCUGAAACAGAAGAAGCUAUAAACUUGGUCGAAGGAGAAAAAGUUUAUAUUAUCGAUCAUACUAAUCAAGAUUGGUGGUUUGUAAAGAAACAUUUGACCGAAGAGAAGGGUUGGGUACCGGCACAAUAUUUAUUAAAUGAAGUGCAUUAUACUAUUUAUUUGCAACGAAAAUUGCAUGAAAAGAUUGAUAGAUUGCCAAUCUUUGAAAAGCCAGCUCCAGGAGAAAAAGCCUCAGCACCAAAGUUUAUCGAAAAAUUGCAACCAAUCCACACGCUAGAUGGUUAUACUGUUCAAUUCGAGUGCCAAGUAGAAGGCAUACCAAGACCACAAAUAACUUGGUUCCGUCAGACGGCUAUUAUCAAGCCUUCUAUUGAUUUUCAAAUGUAUUACGAUGAAGAUAACGUUGCCACUUUAAUAAUCAGAGAAGUAUUUCCCGAAGAUGCUGGUACUUUUACAUGCGUCGCGAAAAAUGCUGCAGGAUUUGCAUCUAGCACUACUGAACUUAUCGUCGAGGCUCCCUUAUCAGAUCACGGAUCCGAUGUUACUGGUUUGUCGAGGAAAAGUCUUUCGAGAGAAUCAUCUCUUGCGGAUAUAUUAGAGGGUAUUCCACCAACAUUCUCUCGAAAACCAAAAGCGAAAUAUGUGAAUGAAGGUGAUGAUGUGAUAUUGGAAUGCCGAUUGGUCGCUGUACCGGAACCAGAAAUAAUGUGGUAUUAUAAAGAUUCUCAAGUGGUUAGCCAGCAAAAUAUCGUAGUCGCAACCGAAAGCGAUAUGCACAUGUACUGUAGUGUCGUAAAAAUUACCAAAAUUCAAAAGAAGCAAGAAGGAAGAUAUAAGAUUGUCGCUAAGAAUAGAGAAGGCGAAGCCACUAUCGAUAUUCCCGUAAAAGUAAAAACUGGAAAGAGCGAACCGCCCGAAAUUUUGGAACCGUUGCAAUCCCAUGUUGUCAAAGAAGGCGAGACUGUUGUUUUAUCAACUCAAAUAGUCGGUAAUCCAUCACCAAAAAUAACAUGGUAUAAAGACGGGAAACCAAUAAAGGACAUGCCAUCAAGACAGGAUGGACAUGUCAAUACGUUGAAUUUAAUUCAGCCUCAGCUAGUAGAUAGUGGAGAAUACUCGGUCAUAGCUAUCAAUGAUGUGGGCAAAGCUGAGACUCGAGCUAUAUUGACUGUUGAAAAAGUACCGAGUGGUGCACCAGAACCUCCUUUGUUCACUGAACGUUUCCAAGAAGUAGUUGUUCCUGAAAAGGGUACCUUUAAAUUAACCGCCAAAGUAAUUGGAAAUCCUGUCCCAGAAGUUACUUGGCUCAGAAAUAAUAAGCCGCUUGACAAAUCUCCUAAUAUCAUAGAAAGUUACGACGGUGAAAACAUUCUACUCGAAAUUAAAAACGCAGACUCUGAAAUUGAUGCUGGAGAUUAUAAAUGUGUCGCCAGUAAUCCGGUUGGGAAAACUUCACAUGGCGCAAAAGUCACGGUAGACGUUGCUAAAGUCUCUUUCACAAAAAAAUUGCAAAACGAAGUCACAGUCAACGAAUACAAAACUCUGGAACUGAGUUGCGAGACAUCGCAUACCGUCUCUACAGUGUGGUGGCAUAAUGACAAGGAGAUUAGCGGAAUGGAUCAUCGCGAAAUAAUUCAAGAAGGACGCGUACAUAAAUUGCUUAUUAAGAAGAGUGGCUUUUCCGACGCAGGUACGUACAAGUGUACGGUCAAGGACCAGGUGACGUCCAGCAAUGUUAUCAUUCGAGCUACCAAACCGGAAUUCGUCAAAAAACUGCAAGAUUUCGAAGUAAAAGAACGCGGUGUGGCGAUUUUGGAGGUCGAGAUCACGUCUCAAGUGGCGGAUGUUACAUGGCGAAAAGACGGCGAAUUAUUAACACCAAGCAAAGGCAAAUUAGAAUUCGUGAAAGAUGGUACCGUGAGAAAGCUUCUUAUCAGGAACGCAUCCGUUCAUGACGAAGGGGAAUACACGUGCGCCCUUCCGGAUGAAGAAUGUACGGCAGAAGUUACGGUCAUUGAAUUGCCACCGGAGAUUAUUACGAAAAUGCAGGAUAUAACUAUAGCCAGAGGAGAGAAAGCGACCUUUGAUAUAGAAUUAACGAAAGGUGACGCCUUAAUACGCUGGUUCAAAGAUGGCCAGGAGUUGCAAUUCUCCGAGCACGUACGAUUGUCGAUCGAUGGCAAGAGGCAAAAACUGAAAAUUUACGACACGGAAAUGGAAGAUGCGGGAAUCUAUUCUUGUCAAGUUGGCGAUCAAACUUCGUCAGCUAGAUUAACGGUUGAAGAGCCUGAAGUAGAUUUUAUUAAAAAAUUGCCAGAUGUUACUCUAGUGCCUCUCAACACCGAUGCAACAUUCCUCAUUGAAUUGUCACGAGCCGAUAUACCAGUAACGUGGUUAAAGAAAGGCGAAAUAAUCGAUUGCACACAAUCUUCGAAAUAUCUCAUUAUCGAUGAAGGAAGUGUUAAGAAACUCAUUAUUAAAAAAUGCACUACCGAAGAUAUCGCUGAAUAUACUGCCAUCGUGGCAAACGUAAAAACGUCAUCCAGAUUAAAAGUUGAAGUUAUCGAAACACCGCCUAAAAUCAAUCCCGACACGCCUAGAAAAUAUAAAACAAUGAAAGGUGACGAUGUUGAUGUCAUUGUGAAAUUUACGGCUACGCCAACUCCAAUUGAUGAGUGGACUGUCAAUGGCCGCAUUCUUAAAAAAUCCAAACGAAUCCUCACAUCCGUCGACGAAUGCUCAGCCGUCUUAACAAUUAGAGAUGCACAAGAAACAGAUUUCGGUGAUUAUAAUCUACAAUUAACUAAUCCUCAUGGAGAAGAUGGUAUAGAAAUCAAUAUUGUCGUCGUGCAGUUACCUGGAGCACCAGGAAUUCCAGAACCUCUCGAAAUAACCGACAACAGUGUUACUCUCCACUGGAAGGAACCAGAUUCAGAUGGAUAUUCUCCGAUCGUGGAAUACAUUUUGGAAUAUCGCGAAAAGACGGAAUCUUCGUGGAGCAGAAUCACCGAAACAAUAAGUGAAACCACGUACAAGCUAACGAAUUUGACCGUUGACAAGGAAUAUACCUUCCGUGUGACAGCAGUCAAUGAAGUCGGAUCAGGCGAGCCAUCGCCGAAUACGCCAUAUCUAAGAAUUUCCAAAUUAUUAGCGUCUGAACCGCCAACCAUCCUAGAAGCGCUCAAGAGCAUCGUGAUCGGAUUAGGAGAAACCGUCACACUUUCUUGCAUAAUCGGUGGUAUACCGACACCACAUAUUGCAUGGUUGAAGGAUGGUAAGAUUUUCGAAGACAAUGACAUCACAUACGAAAACCGCGUGGCCAAGUAUACGAUUCGAAAAACUACAGAGACAUCGUCGGCCACAUUCACGGUUAAAGCACAAAAUGAUGCGGGAACGGCGGAAACAUCGUGUCAAUUAAAGAUUCAAGAACCUCCAAAGAUUACUUGCGAUGAAAACUUUACGAAUCAGAGACUAACAGUAGGCGACAAAUGGAGGGUCGAAAUACACUUCAGUGGUUUCCCAAAACCGAAAGUGGCGUGGACAAUGAAUAAUAAAAAAAUAACUGACAAACGUAUUUCCAUCAAGACUGAGGAAGAUACAUCUGUUAUUACGAUUUCUUCGCUCGUCAGGGAUGAUACAGCUGUCUAUACAGCGAAUGUGACAAACGAAGCCGGUAGCUCAUCGAUCGAAUGUCAUCUUCGUGUUAUAGAUAAGCCGAGCAAACCUCAGGGACCAGUAAUCGCGAAAGAAAUCAGACAAGAUCGCGUUACUAUAGAAUGGCAACCGCCGAUCGAUGACGGUGGUGCAGAACUAGAAAGAUAUACCAUCGAGAAAUGCGAAGCAAGUAAAAAAGUUUGGACAAAAGUGGGUGAUGUCGACAAAGAAGUCGAAAAUUUCUGCGCGCAGAAAUUGCAGCAAAACGUCGAUUAUCUCUUUAGAAUAGUCGCUACAAACGCAGUUGGAGCUUCAGAUGCUUUGGAAUCCGAGCCAAUUAGAACAAGGACUUCAUUCGAACCACCGGGCCCGCCAAGAGGACCGUUCGAGGUCUCUGGAAUGACGAAAACGUCGUUCACGAUCAAAUGGGAACCUCCAGAGAAUGACGGUGGUACGCCUAUCACAGACUAUAUUGUCGAAAUAAAAGAGACAUCAAAGAAAGCUUGGCGAAGAGUUGCAAGCACAAAAGGGGACGUCACAAAUGUUAUUAUAUCCGAUUUGAAAACGGAUACAUCGUACAAUUUCCGAAUAACAGCUAAAAACAGCGUCGGUACUGGUCCUCCGUAUGAAGUAGAAGAAGCGAUUACAGCCGGAAAACGACCGAAAAUAAUAAAGCUCACAGAAAACAGCAUAUAUGCGCUAUUAGGGAUAUUUCCGUCCACAAAAAUGGUCGUCGUUAAGACACCACCUUCAUGCCCUCUAAAUGUUCGAGCGACCAAUGUUACAAGCAAAAGCGUCACUCUUAGUUGGUCACCACCCGCUACCACAGGAGGAUCAGAAUUAACAGGCUAUAUAAUUGAGAAAAGGCCAUUAAUCGGAAAAGGUGCUCGAUGGACAAAGAUUGUUACUUUGGACGCUACAACAAAUCAAUAUUGGGUAGAGAACUUGAAAGAGAGCGAAUUUCUCUUUAGAAUCUUUGCCGAAAAUAGCGUAGGACUUAGCACACCGACCAAUUCCGAGCCAGUCACAUUGAAAACUCAUGCCAACGUUCCAUCUCCGCCUACCGCUCCGUUAGAAAUGAGGCAAAUCGCGGCGAAUACGAUGGUAAUCGAAUGGGGGAGACCCGAAUCGGACGGUGGUGCACCUUUGGAAGGUUACAAAAUCGCUAUCAGAGAUGCGAAGAAGACCAUGUGGAUGGAGGUAGGCAGAGUGAGCGCAGACAUCCAGAAACUGAACAUUCGUGAUCUGCAAGAGAAUCACGAAUACCUCGUGAGAAUUUUUGCACGAAACGAGAUUGGAUUCAGCGAUCAUUUGGAAUCGGAAGAACCUUUUAACAUCGUGCCGAGCUCAGAACUGUCAUUCGUGGAACCGAUCGCUGAAGCUAUGGACAAGGGCGAGACUGCAUCGGUCAGCUUCAGUACGGAAAAUACGAGUUCGUGGUUGCGGGAACAUAAUAUGGAUGCCGAUAUACAUUCAUACGCGAGAGCGAGAUUACUUAGGAAAGACGAGUACUUUUUCCGCAUUUGGCACUAUGCUAAACAGCUGUUUGAAUAAGCAUUUGUAUAUGUAUAUAUAUAAUUUUGAACACAUUUAUAUCUCGUAGCCGUAACAAAUAUAAUCGAUCUUUUCCGCACAUAUUUAAUUUUUUUCUCUACUUUAUUAGAAUUGUAAUAAUAUUGUAAUAAUGAAUCUGUAUUUGUGCCGAAUUAUCAGUGCAAUGACGACAGUGCCAUGGAUUAGUUCUCUUAUAAAACCAACUUAUGUGUAGCAAAUAGAAAUUAAGAUUCGACACGAGAGACUGGACGAGUGCUUAUAGAGUGCUAAUCUAGUCAGGAUAAAGUAAUCUUCUCUUUAAUGUCUAUCCGAACACUCAGGAAAUGUACUAAAUAUCGUACACGAACAAUUCGCUUUUUGUUUUAGUGCGUUUCAUCGUUUUAGGAAAAUUUUAUGCUCGUGCACAGUUUCAGAAAUUUUAUGUUCUAUAGAUUAGCAAAGGUUCAUAUACUCGGCAUUCUUAAAGUUUUAUUCACGAUUUAGCGAGACAGUAAUGCGUUAGAUAUCUCCAUAUCCAGAAUUUUCCAAAAACUUGGUAUUCUACACUUCUAAUGAUGUACUUAUAUAAUAUAUUACGUGACUACGUAAUGUUCGUUUCUACUUGCAUAAGACAAAGCCACAGUUUGCGAUGGUAAUUUUAGUAUUUAUUCUUCAAGCAUAUAAUGUAUAUUUACUGUUUCUUGUUACUAUUAUCAUCAUAUGCUUAAUUCUGAUAAUAUCAUAAAAAUAAGAUCGAUACAUCAAGAUUAAUGAAAUGAAGAAAUACCACGCGUAUUUGAUAAAUGAGACGUAAAAUAUAGGUGCCAAUAACAUCAUUGUAAUUAACCAACGACGCGUCGUAUACUUCACAUGAUUUAUAUUGUAAAAUAUUUUAUCGAUUAAAUUAUUAUAAAUUA
Camponotus floridanus (Florida carpenter ant) is the source of this 58720-nucleotide messenger RNA. It is a transcript of the gene sls, whose product is annotated as titin. The record is from RefSeq and is a predicted model, not a curated record. The transcript is spliced from 76 exons. NCBI's taxonomy places the organism in Eukaryota, Metazoa, Arthropoda, Insecta, Hymenoptera, Formicidae. Gene Ontology annotation, molecular function: DNA binding; protein binding. Bases 345 to 57824 code for a protein of 19159 amino acids.